This is a messenger RNA of Cinara cedri, 47269 nucleotides long. The record is from the annotation of a GenBank genome assembly. Lineage: Eukaryota; Metazoa; Arthropoda; Insecta; Hemiptera; Aphididae.
GCGGCGGCGGCGGCGGCGGCGUCGACAACAAGAAUAUCGGUGUAUUUUCGGUCGCCGCCGCAGUAGCGUAGUAACGGCGCGAGCGCACAGUCGACCAGACCCACCGUCGUCAGUAUCUCGCUUGAUAAUAUCAUUGCCAUCGUAUCGUAUCGCGUCCCGUCCGGCGCAGAACCGCACGACAACAUCGUUUGUUUUUUUUUUUUUUGUUUUUUUGUUUUUAGCGAUUUGUUUUGUUUUUCUAUUCGGUGUAUUCGUCCGGUCGUUCCCGCGUGAUUUCCGUUCGAAAUAACCGACCGUUCGUCACGCCGCGCGCGAGACGUUUUUCGAGACCGGCGCGGGACUCGGAUAUACGAAAUCGUACGGCGAUGACGCCCGCGAUCGCGGAGUGCCGCGAGUUAUUCGUCUGACCGAAUCUGUAAGUCUUGUAAGCCCGAGCGUACUUCGUAACAAAGCUCCGCGGUAUUUCCGAAAAAGAUCGCCCCUGCAGGUGAGAUAGUACUUAUGAUAUUAUAUAUUAUUAUAAGAAAAAAACAAAACGACAGUCUGCGUCUCUCUCUGCUGGACUCUCGCAGAAAAUCCCGGAAUUAUUAUUUCCUUCGCAAAACGCUCGGUUAUAAACCGCCCCUCGGUGGGUUUGCAAGGUCCCUUCACAAGACAACAUAUAGUUGAACAAUAGUGUAACGUGUGAUUUACUGUUUUAAAAUUAUAAUAUUGCAAUGAGUGUGCAACGACUGCAACGUCGCGUUUCUUAUUCGCCCAGAAAGUCGACAAUAAUAUGUGAACAUAGUGACGUAGUGAGAAAAAAUCUGUCGGGGGUAGACGGGAGCAAUGAUUUUUUGUACCAUCUUGUUCGCUGAAAAAAAAGUCAAUUAUCCGUAUAGAUCAACAAAACGAUUCAAAAAUCGUAUGCACCUAAUUAUAUAUGUUUUAAUGGUGCAGUAAACUGCAUUUGAAUUCACGAUUAUUUAUUUAGAUAUACCCGACAAAAACCCAUUUGUUCUUUUCAACCACCUAUAAAAAUUAGUUGUCAGAGACAUUUCGGGAAGGGAAGAAAUUACCACCCCAUAUUCCGUGGUUCAAAAAAUAAAAAAUAAAAAUAGAUUUACUUUUCGCCUUUUCGCCUGAUAUUCGUGUUACCGAAUCGGGCACGUCAAAAACUUGCACCGGUGCAGUUCUACAUUAUAUUAUACAUAGUAGGUAAUCGUCAAAUCGAAAAUGCCAUUAAAGAUCCCGAGAGCACAUCACCGACGAAGACGAACGUAUGAUAUAAUAUUCGGUUCUUCUUCUUCCGACCGGAGGACUGCACUGCACACAUGCGUGCGGGGUCGGUCGCGCACCAUCUGGUUUUUUGUUUUUUCAAAACGGUCCAAAAUGUGCACCACGUCAACCCUGUAGAGUUGGGCUAUACGACGACAGAAAAACACAUUUCAAAACGUAUACAAUAUGAAUCGUAAUACAAUAACAGAACCUCAUAUUAUUAUAGAAAUGCGGUGGAAUAUGUAUAACAUACUCGGAUUGCGUGAACAAUAAAAUAAUAUUACGCUUCAUGCAGUAUAUUUUAGUAGUAAUGAUUAUGGGUUAUUAUAUGAAAUACACUGUACCCUCGAGUGGUAUAAUCCUAAAUCCAAUUCGAAAACAAUCAAAAACUUCAUUUCGUCAAUGUAUAAAUGCUUUAUGGUUUUAGUGUGGGCGUGUUCCGUGCCUUUUUUGUUUUUUUUGUUUUAGCUUUAUUUUCAUAACCAGUAUAGAAUCGUGUAGAAUCCGUUAAUAGUUAUACAUGAUUAUUAUGCACAUAAAACGGUGAUCAGGGCCAGGGAACGCACACGCCCUUUAAUCCGGGGUUGAACAUUGAUCAAUUUUGGUUGUAUACUGUUCAAACUAAAAAUUCGUUCGUAUUUUAAGUGACUGAUCUACGUUUGUUUUCACAGAAAAUAAUAUAAUGUGUACAACUGAAAUAUAUGUAAAAAAAAGAAAAAUACACUACGGUAUAGGGUGAUUGUAAAAAAUUGUCAGGAAAGUGGAAAGUAUACAGUAUAGUUUAUUAUUGUUGACACGAAUAAAUUAUAUAAUAUAUAAUAUAAAUUUUUUUUUUUGUCAAUUACUACUAAAACACCGAUGAUCACGAAUACCGCAUAUAAAUGUGCAAUCGAAUCGAAAUAUUAUUAAGUCAUUUAGAAAUGUCGAGUUUUGUUUUUUUGUUGACGGUGAAAACAUAUACAUUUAUAUAUUAUGUGUAUUUCUGUACAAUUAUUCAAAAAAGUUGUUGGAUUUGUCAGAUUAACGCGUAAGUAUAAAUCUUUUUGUAUUAUACACGAAUAAUCAAAUUAACUGAUUCGUGUAAUACUUGAAUCAGUGGCGCAGUCAUGAGGAAGAGAAGGCGCCUCCCCACAAAAAUGUCUCCGAUAACUACUUAAAAAAAAAUAAUAUACAUAACGAUAUGUUUGAAAAGUAUUCAAUAUCAUAUUAUUCAUUUUUUGAUAAUGCAUUAUUGAGUGAUUAAUGGAAUAUUGACUUUAUGUUUGCGAGCGAGUAUUUGGUAUGUGUGGUCGAAAGGAAUGCAAAAUUGAAAACAAACCCUUGGACAUAUUUUCUAGCUUCGGUGACUCACCUGCACAGUGUGCGUCCACGCUAUGUCUUAUAUCGUGUACGUUUAAAGGUGUACUCUUGUCGUCGCCCGUCCUUAUUAUCUUUACAACGAAUAUCUCUCUUAUUUUCCAAUCAAGAUCGUCCCUUUUCCAUACCGUCGAUGUAGUCUUGCGAUUUCUCGUAUAACUAUUUACUACUGAACUACAUACGACACCGGUGGUUUUAUAAUCCACAAUAAAAUUCGAUUUUUUAUUCGGUUUUAUACUGCGCACGUUAUCUAAUAUUUAUUAUUUAAUCGCGCAGUAUUAAUUGUCGAGUCAAAUAUUAUUGCAUACAUGUUUCAAAAACCUAUUUUUAUGGUACACAAUGGUAUAAAAACGAGUAAAUGAAAAGAAAAAAAAACGGUAAUUUACUCUUUAGUACGUAUAGAUUGACAAAAAGUUACGACUUUUUAUUAUAUUGUUGUGCAUACAUUAUCCGUAUACUCGAUUAUAUUACACUCGCCGGCGCUGAAAACCCGAAAUCGAGCUAUAAUAAUAUUGCAUGUUUUAUAUUAUGCUGUCGUAUUCUAGACGUUGUACCUCAUAAAGAUUUCCGUUGAAAAUACACCGUCAAACACGUAAAAUCUAAACCAAAGCGUAAUUUCUCCGCGAUUCACCCGGAUAGGUACUAUUUCAGAUACCGUUUUGCGGUGGAAACCAGCAGUAAUAUUAUAUUGUAUUUCAAGUUAAUAUAAUACAUUAUAUGUAGAUAAAACUCAAAAAGUUCAGUAGUAUAAAUAACUUACAGACAAAAAACCGCCUCGAAACGCUCGGGUAGGUAGGUAUAUAUUCCAAAGUGAACAUAAUUUAUAUUAUAAAUCUCCGGUUUAAUUGGGUUCGGAGGAAAAAAUAGUCAUACGUACAAUAUACAGUAAAACCGGGCUGUCACGUAAAAAUAAAAAUCGGGGCUCAAAAUAUAAUUCAUUUCUCCGACACGUAUAAAUAUACGGGAGCCGUUGCCAUAAAUCGUUACACGUUUAAAAACGUCUACUCAUAUCUCCCGACGCGACGUUGUUGACCAUACUAAAAUAUACUCGUUUUUGGAAUAAACGUCAUACUAUGUAUCGCAUUAAAGCUAUCCAGUUUUUUUUUUUCCAUCAGUGAUUCGGUGUCAACUCCAAAUUCAAAAUGGUAUAGAAUAUGUAGGUAUACCUGUACAUUAUUUCCUCACGACGUUGUCCGCUAGACUGCGACGGCAACGCGACGUACGUUUACGCGGACAGAAUAAAAAAAAAUAUCAAAACCGUCGGUUUUUUCGUGUAUUUUCCUUUCGGCGCACCCCUACGUAGCGCGCGCGCGUUAUGUUUACCCGUUAGCAUAUUAUUUAUGUAGACGCGCGUUUCCCUAUAGGCGAGGGAGAUAUCGGAAAUUAAUAUUGAUAAUAUCAUCAAUCACGUUCUAAAAAAAAAAGUUGUUGACGCGGAUAUCAUUUUUCGUCGCCGAAAUAACAAAAACGAAAACAAGCUGUUUUAGAGACGUGAAAAAAUCCUAUCGGAUACACUGCUUGAUAUUAUAUUGUAUUUUAAGACGUGUCCCGCGCGCGAUCCGACGGCGGUUAUCGCGCGUAGUGGCGUAACCCAAAGAGGGGCGAGGGCUAAUAGGGUUAGUAUAGCCUACGCCGCGCACCGUGUUUUCGUGUAUGCACACUGUUCUACGGUUUGAGCGUUUACGUUUUCGGUAAAUCCUUCCACUCGUGAAAGUACGUUUGUUUUUUUUUUUCCACACUGGAACGAUAGGUACGUAUACAUCCUAUUAUCCGUCCACGCGUGUCUCAAGCGAAAACGCGGUAAGCCCCGUUCCGUCCUGUUCGAAUUCCCGACUACGGGAAUCCUGUAGCGACUCCGGCAUCCGCGCACGCCGUGACUCCCUGGAAAUCGUUUCGAAUUACACCCGACUACUUAUAAUAUUUUAGGCGCUCGACGGUUUAGCAAACGUGACUGGGACGUAAUCUCUCCGGUCUUGUUGUUCGGAUAAUAUUAUAAUGUCAUCAUCCGCGGCGGUAGACAACGCGCGUUUCGCGACCGCGCCGCGCGUCUUAACGUAUCCGGUUUGGGGGGGAAAAAAAAAAAAUACCAAAUCCAUAUCGCGGGACGGACAUCACGAAUAACGUAUAUUAGGUUCGAUUUUUUUUUUCCGUCGGCCGCCAUGCAUCUCGGCCCCCUCGCGUAAUACCGUAAUAAAAGCAUCGUCGUCGUAACGGUUCUGUCGUUUUAAACAAUAAAUUCGGCCGUUUUAAUGGGAAUCCGUCACACGGGCGGCGGCGGUUACACGAGUUCAAUACGAUGACAGCGGCAGGACAACUGCAUAAUACACGCACGUACGAUUUAUACCAAACGAUAACGCACCGAAUCUCUAGUUUAUUGAAAUUUGUCACGCUGCGGCGAAAAUAAUAAUAAUAAUAAUUUAACGUUAUUCCACGUGCGAUCACAUUACGACGUCGCAAUCACACAUAGUGCGCAAUAACUGCACUGUUAUCGCGGUAAUAUCCGAGACAUCCCUCGUGUCGCUGACGGAGACGAAAACAUCCGGCCGCGCGCGACAAUUCGACUAAUCCGUACAGUAACGAUAAUGUGGACAGUGUCGCACGAUCGGUAUUUUUCUAUCGAUUGUGUACCGUAGUCGUAUAAUGUUUUAUUCGAAUAUUUCGAAUUUAAAAAGCCGUAUAACAGUAUUACUAUUUGGAGGCACUGCGCGAUACCCGCGCAUCGUGUACUGUCAUUGCAGUCUAAUCAAACGCGCGACGAAGUGAAAUUCUGCACGACUUUCCAGUGAAAAUUAUUAGGUGUUUUUCGAACAAGGGUAACAAAAUUUAAUGAGGAGAGUGUUUUCGAGGCCAUUGCUGUUUUUCUUUUAAAAUAUCGCCAAACAAAAGAGUUACAGUCGCGUUUUUUUUAUAUAUAUAUAUAUAUUAUUAUAGCUAUAUUUUGUUUUAUAGAAUUAAAAGCUACGCGGUUCCCUUGAAAACUCGCUACUUAUUAUGCGCCAAAACUCUAACCUAUAGGUGUAUUAUAAUUUCCACAUAAACGUCAACAUUCAAAAUUCUAAGUUUCUUCGUGAUUUUUCUAUAAUAUUUCCCGUCAGUUGGACCGAGAUUGCAAUAUAAAUACACGGAUAUCGCGUCCUCUUAAUAUAGACUCAGAUGAUCCAGAUUGUCGAUAUAAAACGACGUACCUAAUUCACCGUAUUAUACACGUACAUACGUAUAAUAAUAUGUAAACCACUUAAAAUUACAAUUACGUCAAUCCUAACGAUUUUCGACAUGUAUACAGAGCGACAACAUCGUAAAAAAAAAAAAAAAAAAACGCUAUAAUCUUCGAAAAAUUAAAUACAUAAUAAUAUUGUUUCCGAUAAGAUAUAUGUAAAAAAAUAAUAUCGUAAUUAUUAAUAGUUUUAUUUUUUAAAUUUAAAACAAUUAAAUAUUUACGACUAUCCGAAAUAUGUACGCAAGCGCGUAUUUAAGGGCGUUCCGUCAUCAUCCAGCUGCAGUAGUAGUAGUUUAAUAUAUUAUAAUAUUUAAAUAUUAUACAAUUAAAUAUAAUUAUUAAUUUUAUCGGUUAUAUAUAUUAUAGGCGAUAAAUGUUCAUAAUAUUAUAUUACGGAGUAUUGUCAGAUGAGUAGACAUCUGACAAAACUGUGCUUGAUAAAAACGUUUAAAAAACAGUCUAAACGUAAUAAAUUAUUUAUUAUUUACGAUAAACAAAAAAAAAAAAAAAAACAAGCUUGUCGGCUUCUACACAUAGUCGCCAUAAUAGAUAUUGCAGAAAAUACCUUCAGUCGAUGAACAUAACGUUUUUAAAUCAUUUGAAAUCAUAUCGGCCAUCGCGUCUAAAGAAUUAUGCAGACGGUCGGCGGUUUUGUACGCUAUAAAUCGAAAAAAAUCGAAAAAAUUCCAAAAACACGAGUAGUUCUAUUUGUUUGACAAACAAACGCGUGAAAAACCGCGAAUUUCCCCGAAAGACACGCCGUUUCGUUUAGAAUCUAAAAUGUUCGAGUACACCUACACCUAUAUUUCCCCGUCGUAAUUCUCGCGUAAUCCGUACUCGUACUGAAACUGCACGGCGCGCGGUACGCGUUUUUCCCGAUCCGUGUUUCGAACGGGCGGCGUAUACCGACAUCGCGCACGUCAUAAUAAUAAUAAUAAUAAUAAUGGCCGCGGGCUAUUUUCGGUAAAAAUCUUCCCUCGUCACCAGCCAACCCCACCCCCGCCCCCUUUCCGCCCGUCGUUUCGUUUGAAAUAUACGGGGGUGGUGCGGUAUAAACCGCGCCGCCGGGUGGUUGACGCGCGCAAACAGGUGCGUGCCAGUGAUAAGGGACGACCUCGUCUGCAUUGUCCGGGAGACGCGUGCUUGUACGUAUAUAUAAUAAUAAUAACAACAAUAAACGGUGUGUACUUUUUGUGAUAAUACAAAUGUGCUCUCGUAUACAUAUAUAUUUAUACACGCAUUAUUUGUAAGAAGCGCGUUCUCGCGAAGGCGUUUACACGAUAAACACCGGGCCGAGAGGCGAUAUUGUGCAGACGCGUGUAUCGGUCUCGUCGUAUUUAUUAUUAUUAUUGUUACUAUUCGGCAGUAGUACGGGGUGAUGAUAAAACCAUUAAAAAAAAAAAAAAAAAAAUCCGUGACUGAUGCAACAGCAGUAUUAUAGCACCGAGAUCGCACAAUAAACAGAUACCGUUUUGUACGCGUGUCCCGUGACCGUGUAUAAUACAAUGUAAUAAGACUAGUACGUAUAAUUAUCGCCGACGGUGUUAUUUAUGGCUACCCGCAGGAAUCCGAAAAUUUCGAAAAAUAUCGUUAUUCCGCGCACGCUUUAUUCGAUAAACCGACGAUUCCGAUACUCGGUGGUUUUUUUUUCUGAUCUCUACAAAAAAAAAAAAAAAAAAAAAAUAUGUAGACAUUUAUACACACAUUAAGAAAAUAUUAAAACUCGUUCGAUAUCGGUAAACCAUUAUUAUUAUACCUAUUAUCUAUUAUUGUUUCUUAUCGGUCGUUCGUCCUCGCCCCGAAACGCGACUGCACCCACAAUAACUUCCCCGGCGUUAACGUUUUGUACACAUUAUUAUACUAUACCUAUACGCCAGGUAGGCAAAGACAUUAUAUUGCAUUAGGCACACAAAAAAUCAUAAUGUGACUGUAUAGCUGAACAGAUAUCGAUUUCUCUAUGUGUUUACAGUUUACUCGGCCCGCAGACCCGAGGAAUCGGACGUUUUUAUCUAAUCUCGUCGAUAUAUGAUACCGUGGGCGCAAAAUAAUAUUUAAGACGUGUACACAAGAUAAUCCGUAUGGUGUUUCGUUGUAUUUCGAACGUAUAAUAAUAAUCGUAAAAAUAGAAAACUGACGUUUUCGUCGGCCCGGGAUUGACGUCAUAACGUUUACCUAAACAAUUAGACAUUUUGAAAUCUGCAGAAAUGCAAAAAUUUACAGUUUAAUUGGUAAUUGUUUAUUACAUACAGUAAUCCCCCGUUAUCCGCGGAGGUUAGAUUCUAGAAAAGUUGUGCGAGUAAUAAAACCGUGGAUAACAAGACCAUAAAUCAAUGUAGAAAAGAAGUUUUUAAUUUAUACAAUGGAUUAAUUAAUUAUUUAUUUAUGCGCAUUUACAUAUAAUAGAAAGGAAGGAAAAACUUUGUGAUAGAUACCUGUUUCUUUGUAUUCUCUGUAUGUCUGCGAAGUUCUCCGUACGCAAUAGGCCUUUAUGUGCAAUGCGCACGUGUACCUUAAACGGUAUAAAAAUGAUCUAACUUUUUCUAAAACAAAUUACACCGUUCGCAUAUACUGGCGAUUAUAAUAUAUGGAUUAUAUAAUUAAAUAAAGGGUAUUUCCGACUCAACCGGGUCGAAACCGCGGUUAAAAAAUCCGCGGAUAACGAGUGAUUACUGUAUACGGUUAAACAGGCAUACUAACAAUGCCACUGAUUUUGUAUAGGCGCAUUGUAAACUAACGUAAAUUUAACACGAAUACACGGGCAAAGUUUCCUGAUAGCCGUCUGAAAUAUUAAAAAAUCGUUUUCUCGACUUCCCGAUUUUUCAAAACAAUACGAGUGGAAUAUAUAUUUAAUAGGAUUUGUUCGCAAUAAGGUCAACCAAUAGUGGUAAUAUGAUGGUAUUUACGCUUCCCGUCCUGUUCCAUAAACCGUCAUAAUUGCGAUGGCAUAUUUAAAAAAAAAAACUAUAAAUUCUGAUUUCAAACAAGUCGAAGACUUGGGAACUUGGGCGUAUCAGUUGACAUAGCCCCAUAAUGACGUCAUUGUAAAAGGGACGACGAACAACGAAGUGGACGAAAAUACACAGGUAGUUUGCAUAAUAUAAUACGAGUAUUACGGUAAAACAAUAACCGAAAUAAUAUUUCUCUGUUUUUUUUUCUGUACGAAUAGCGUUUGUAACAUGACGACGUGUUUGCGCAUAGGGUAUAGGUUGGGUCAGGUUAGGUUGUACCGGGUGAGAGAAGAGAGGUCGGUAUUUUGGGGGGACAAAUAUAAUUAAGUAUACGAACGUACAAUAAUAAUAAUAAUACACGAUUCUCCCCCCUCGUCGUGACGACCAAACGCAAUAAUAACGUUGCAGAAUAUCGGAUUACGAAAACUGCAGCGGUCCGCACUCCGCUACCCUCCCUCCCAAACGACCAAAUAUAACGUAUCGUUUAUAUUUUUUUUUCGGAUACCCACGCGAGUUCCCAUAUUUAACGAAAAAACUAUUUUCAACCGGAAAUGACGUGGUUUCGAUCGAAAUUGAUUGUUUGCAACGUACGCUGUAUUAGACACGAUUUGGAAUAUUACAGAUUCCUGAUAACGAAAAUCUGAAAAAGAAAAGCCCUGCAGUUUUGAAUGUCACGGUUCGGAUUUCAUAGUUGUUUAAAUCUAAAAAUCAACAUUUUUUGUAAACAUAUUUAAUAUAUUUUUUUUUUAAACAAACCUAUUUAAUUUUUCACUAGCCAUUAGUGGUUUAUUAUAAAAAAAAAAUCUGUCUGAGACAUUAAAAAAAGACUAAAGCAAGUUACUAAAUCCAUAUUGACUCUAGUGUUGUUAUAAGUAAACGUUUUAGUCGAGUAAAUAUUAACAUAUAGAAAUCCGAAUGACAACAAUGACGAAAUAUCCAAAAUUUAAAACACAUACCAACAUAAGCAGAUCCUCUGAGUAUCACCGGGGUGACCGAAGGAAGUGUCCGCUAUUGAGAAAUUUUACUGUAUACAUAUAUAAUAUUUUAAUUUUGAAACAUUUUUUUUUCUUUUUUAAUUAUUUUAAACGUGGUUUGUUACGUGAUGGAUUUUUGACCGUAAAUCAAUACAGGCGUAUACGGUUUGCAAUUAAUUACAAACCGGCCAACGGUCAAUGCAAAUCAAUAUUAAUUCGCGUAAUACUGCAGUAGUAAAACGGCCGGGCAUUAUAAACGGUUUUUUUUUUUUUUUUUUGGAGAGGAAGUAUUCUCCCGGGGAAAACUCGCGAUCGUCGCGGGUCGCACCAAUCCGAAAAUACAUUCGUUCGGUUUAGGAUACCGCGAAUUUUAUAUUUACCGUGAGUAAAAUACGCCCACCGAACAGUAAAGUUCGGCUGGAAAUAAAAUAAUACAUUUAUAUAUAGAUUUGCAUAACACAUGGACAAUAAUGUGCAGGGUCGUACUUCAUUUUGUAUUUUGUAUUAUUUUUUUUUUUUUUUUUGUAUUAUGUAAUGGCAUUCGGUUUUUGAAAACACGUCAUAUUAAAACAUAAGUAUCGCCUAUUAUAUAUAAUAAACUUAUCGCUUAUUUAAUCGCGGUGUUUUAAUUGCUUCGACCGUCAUUUUUGAGCUGUAUUCAAAACCAAAAUAUAUAUGUAUUAGGUAUAAUAUAUCAGUACACAUAUAAUACACAACAUAUUAUAAUGUCACAGUAGUUUAGUGUUCUAAUAUAGUGGGUAUUUAUAGUAUAUACUAUUUUUUAAUUAUAUACAAACGAUUACAAUAUAAUUGUAUGAUAUGAAUAACAUGCUAGAUCGGAUGUUGUUAUAUAUAUAUAUAUGUGUGUGAUGCAUAUUUCUAGGAGACUAUAAUAUUUGAUUUUAAACGUUAAAAUGUUAUAUAACGAUUAUACGAUAAUUUUAUUUUUUUAAAUUCAAAAAUGAUAUAAUUUAAUCGAUAUGCGUAUAGUAUUGUGCAGUACAUACCUUACACUAUUGUUGUUCUACAUAAUAUUAAAUGAACGACAAACGUACUAUUAAUAUAUUAAAAAGGUACCUUAUAUGUCAUAAACCAGCUGAAGUGUCUGAUAAGGUUUUAAACGCAACGAAGGAAAAACGACCGUUUUCUGUGGACACGUAUUCAACCCUAAAGUGAUGAUAAAUGAUUAGACGCACACUAAGAUAUGAAAGUCUAUAUAAAAAAACGAUAAUCCGAGGUGAUGUUAAAGGACUCGUGGAAAGAAUUAGAAAACCGAGGACAGAGUAUACGUAUAUUGUGUAUGAUAGCAAUAUUGAUCAAAUACUGGAGAAUGAAAAUAGUGAAAAAUACGAGGAUCGAGGGAGAAAAAGAACAAAACGCAAGUACAAUAGAAAUGCGCGAAGAUGUUUCAACAUCGUAUAAUAUAGGUUUUUCGAACUUUACCCUUUGGCGAUGAGCUAGACGACUUUAAUACGAAACUCUCUCGACAGCAGCGAUGUUUGACGUUAUUGCUGUCAUACGAUAUUAUAUAGACAGGUACACGGAAAUGAAAUGAGCGUGUCGGUCCCCGGUCGCAUUCGUUAUAAUAAUAUACGAGCAUAACAUCAGACUCGUUCGUGAAAGCCGAGCGUACGAGUCCCUCGAUAUUAUAAGUCCGUGGCCCUCGAAUUUUCGCUCGUUUAAAAUAAUUGGAUAUCGUAUUUAUUUUAAUAGAAUAUACCGAAAUCGCGCGGUGCGGGUAACAUAAUACACGCGUUUAACGUUUCCCACACACGUGUUGCUUAUAAUAUACUAUGUGUGUAUCAUACGGUUUACUGGUCGUAUACGGUGUUUAAAUUGUUUAAAUAUACCGAAAACUCGAAAUAUGGGACACGAAUAAUACGAAGUUCAACAGGAUGACCCCAACGAAACGUUCAUCGUACCCACGUCGCACCUUUGGCGCUAUGUAAUGUAGACCGCCACAAGUCGAAAAAAAAAUCAAGGUUUCGAGAUAAUACAAUUUUAAAAUUGUCUUCGCUCCCAAAUGGUCAGUUUCAAAGUUUUGAUUUGAACCAUUGUCAAUUAUCGUUAUUAUAUUAUGUUACGUUGGUAUCUGAGGUUUGUGACUUUUACAUUAAAAUACUUGCAUGAAUUUCACCAGGACUACAGGAAAUCGAUGUAUAUUUGACAGGUUGGCAAUAGGUAUUUGAAACCCAAAACUGACACAAAAAUUAAAUGUGACAGUUAUGUAUAUCAAACCAAAUAUUUUAUAUUACCUACGAUGCAUAGAGCGCAAUUAUACGGAUUACAGCCAAUAUACGACAAUAAUAACGAUAGUUUUUUUUUUCAUUUAGGUACUUUAGAAAACGAUUUUUCCACGAUUUCCCUGUUUUUUUUUUUGUUUUUUUGUUUAUGUGGCAUGAACAAAACUAUAGAAACCAUAGGAUUAUUUCUCUCCAAAAUUAACCCGAAUCGCCUAUAAACGGACACUGUUUUUAAAAUGUUCAGUUGCAUUAGGCCAAAUAAAUCUACUCGAGGGGAAAAAAAUUUAAGAAUAAUAUUGGUUUAAAAGCAAAAAAAAAAAAAUGUUUUUUUUUUUAUAAAAUCGGUUUGACACGCUUUUUUUGGUUUUUCUCGGCACAAUGUUACGGCUGCAAACAAAAAACACGUUUCGACUACGUUAGUUCGAUAUGAGCGUUUUUUUUUCCGCGCGAGGGUCAAAAAAAUACAAGAAUAUCAUACAUAUUUCCACUUCAUAUUCCUCUGGCAGCUGUGCCAGAAUCGCAGUACAUCGAAAGAUGACCGUAGCCGUUUCAAAAAAGGAAAUAAUCACGUUUUCCUACAUUGUACAAUAUAAUAUGUCACACACGCGUAAUAUUAUUAUAUCCGAGUCGCGUCUCGAAUUUGGAGAAGAUCCUAUUGUUACUCGUCCAUACGCCCUGUCGUUCUCACGACGUCCGUAUUUUUAUUUAUAACGUAUACACUGGUAAGACUCGUAAUUCUUGUAAUAAUAAUAUUAUUUGGAUACGUACUCGAGUUGCGCCCCAAAUAACAACACGAAAAAAUAGGUUUAAAACGACCGUUUAGAAAAAAAACAAUGCUAUGCAUACAUAUAUUAUAUAUAUAUAUAUAGCUCAAGGACGAUAAAAAUGUGAAAUGCGAUGUAAACGAACUGUAAACAUCAAAAACAUUAAAUUAAAAUUGCGUCGUAUAACGAAAUAUACAAUAUAAUGUAAUACAUCUUGUGUUAAAUUUUCGAACAUUUUUGCCGGGCCGAAACAAUUUCGUGCGCAUAAGAACUAUCAAGAAAAAAAGCCUAUAACCUAAAACCGUAAUUUAAUUUUCUCAGAAAUGCAGAGGCGUAGUUAUUCAGUACGGCGCUUUAAAAACCGCAUAAAACUAACCGAAAUCCAGGUACGUUGUAGGCCCGUUGAAAUAGUGAAACGCUACGACCUGUUCAAUAACUCUGUGAUUUUAACCGACCCGAUAGAUUAUCAAACCGACAAUUUUUAGAUCUGUUUUCGUGCAACCCGACAUUAGUCCUACUUAACACGGCGCAAUAAUAAUAACAAUAAUAGCGAAAAUGUUCGUGAUUCGUACGCGACGCGUGCACCGCGAGUGACGCAAACCGCUCGCGCGCCCGUACGCCGCGGUAUGUCGAUUUUAAAAAUAACCGUCGUUCCGAGAGACCCGAUCGGAUAAUGAUAAUAAUAAUAACAAUAAUAAUAAUAAUAAAAUUUCAUUUUUACCGUGUACGUUUUUACGGGGUGGUGGUGUCUGGACCCGGGUUUUUAACUACCCAAAGUCGCUAUAAAACGACCGCGGCGACUGUUCCCCGUCGGGGUUUUUGGCGGGCACACGUGAACGGCACAUGUGCGGCGCACACAUCACCGCGUGCAACAUCUACCGACAACAGCGACAUUGUAGGUCGGGGCUGUCGAUAAUAAUACAUGCGGCACGGUGCACGCUCCAUUUUGUAUUGUAAUGACGCGGCCGACGGGUCGGGUAUUGAAUUUAUGUAAGCCGAGUGCGAGCGGUUCGGGUGUUGUAGUGAUGUUCUAGCACUAGUUUUGUGUAUUUUCCGGAGGCCAUCCGCCAAAUCGCACUGCGGGCAAGUUGCUCUCGCCACCCGCCUCGUCCCGUGUAUAGAUAUCUACUAGAAAAAAAUAAUGUUUACACGAUUGAAUCGCCCGGGAACCGCAGAACUCCGUUACUUGGGCCGAAUGCCCACCCUCCCCCGCCCCUCCCACCUAUUUUUUUUUUCGUUAUAAAACUUCGCGAAACAAUAAAUAACCGAAUACCUAUUAUUGUAACAAUACAAUGUAUAAUACAACACUUUACUAUACCCGGCACCACAAUAACUAUACUACUUCCAAAACAAAUCGUUUAAGUAAUUUUAUCAUACAAAUAGUAGGCGUAGGAGUUGAAACCCCAAUAAGGGAAAUUAUUAACACUAAAUUCACACAUAAUAUAAUAUGAAAUGCCCCAAACAGGGUCUGUAGCUCGUUCUCAUUCUCUAGCAACAACAUGAUUAAAUUCAUAUUUAAAAUCAACUCGACUAAUAUUACUUCAACAAAACGACUCUAAUUCCCGAGUUUUAGCUCAUUUAGUCACGAAGGUGGGCUCUAAAAGUGCUCAAAAGAAGCGGUAAAACGAUACACGAUAUACACACGCCAGAUAACGGACGCAAUGCUGUUAAACAGUCUCUAUUUCUAGAGAAAAUUCACCAAAAACUAAUUAAUGCAUGCACGUAAUAAUGCACGCUAGAGAAAAGACCUAGAUAGAUGAGGAAAGAUAGAUGUCUAUAGAUAAAUAAAAAUCUACUCGAUUUGAUUUGUUUAUACUUGUCCAGCGAGACGAGACUAUAGGCCUGCAAUAUGUACUCAUCUCGCAGCUACGGCAUAGUGUGCACCACAACGGUAGUAUAAUAAUAUAACUCCUUACAUUUUUCAUCCGACAUCUCUCACAACAUAAUGUACACCUACACCUUAAUGCAAUUGAAAACUGCAGUUUAAUUAAUAAACUGCCCGCCCAUCAUCCCGAAUAAUUAAUAGGUCGACUUUAUGGCUACUAUAUAAUAUAUAUGUAUGUAUAUACAGGGUGCUACGUGAAAGGAAGAACCGCAAACGUUGUGCGCGCGCGCGUCAUUAUCGUAAUUGCGUAUAUUAUAUUUCCAUCAUAUAAUAGACUCUGAAAUGAUAAGUUUUUUUCCCCCAGCGACGCACGUCUUAACUCAACCGUCAGAUUUUAACCGACACGUGCGCCAAAAAAAUGAGGGAAAAAAGGCGUUAAGUGCUUUAGACGCUUUUACUUUUUUUUAUUUAUUUAUUUUUUUAUUUUUUUUUACUGAUCGCCGUCAUCUGAGUUCUGCGAAGUAUAUUUUACCGGGCUGCGAUGAUAUUUUUUUUUUGGUGGAGGAUGAGCACAAAACUUCCCCCGCACACGUGUGACUAUAUUAUUAUACGCGACUGCAUCAGGACCGUCACGUCAUCGCCUCCGCUAAUCGUUUCCGGCCAAACGUCGCGCCGAAAUUCGUUUAUACACAAUUAUAAUGUUAUUAUUAUUAUUAUAUACGAAAUAAUAAUAAUAACGAUAAAACUGAAAGCAACGAAAAAAAAAAACCGAAUCAAAAAUAGUGAGCGAUGACAAGUCCAAAAAAUUUCUUCAGUCGUUUUAACAUAAAAUAUUAUAUACGAGUAUAAUGUACACUCGUUUUCCGGUCGUCGCUAAUAAUUAUUAUUACAAUUAUUAUUUUGUUGCCACGGUGCACUGCGUAUACUGUAGCAGCAGUCGUGGUUUUCGAUCGGCUAACGUAAAAUAACCUACGAUAAUAGAAAUGUGGCUUGUAUAAUAAUAUACAAUAACUACGUUGUUGUUAUGAAAGAUGAAAAGAACAAAAUUAUUAUAUUUUCUCGGAUAAAUUGAACAGCCCCGAUUAAAAAUAAUAACAUCAUCUUUGUAUAAAUAUCAUAGUUGUAUACGUUUAAUAAAAAUAAAUGACGUCCUUGAAUAAUGGGGACGGGUGCAGCCUUUUUCAUAGAUAAUUUAAUGUAUACCCGUAAGCAACGAUAAACCAUUGCUUACGAAAAAACGAUUCUGAGCGGGGUUCAGUUGAUAGUGAUGCUUUUUCAACAAUAUCUAUGCCACAGGUAAUAUAUUAAAAUAAUUAAAUAAGCUCUAUAUAUUUUCUUUAAUAAUAUUUGUUUAAUGUUGUACUGAUUUACCCGAUUUUCCUACGUUUUUCCCGGUUUUCCUAUGUUUUUUCCCAGUUUUCCACAUUUGUUGAGGAAACUCCGGAGAAAAUCGCAAAACAACCUCUUUCAAGUACCUCCUCAGUGAAAUUUUCUUUUAGAAAAAUCGCUAUCGUUAAAUGUUUGAACAAAAUUACUGGUAGAAAAGUUGUCCAUAGAAAAAAAAAAUAUAUAUCUUUGUAAAAUCAUAAGCUUCUCCACUCAGAAUCUAGUAGGUAGUUAUAAAAAAAAUAAUUCAGGAGAAGUCUGGCCCCAUAAUUCGUCCUAAUAAUUUAUAAUAAUAUAUUGAAGAGAGUUUGAUAAAAAUUAUCGUGUACAAUUUAAGUAUACAUUCGAUCUAUGUAUUAAGCUGAACAAAUUUGUAUCCGAAUAAAAUAAAAUUAAAAAAAAACUCAUACUGCAAAGACUUCCUCAAUGCACCCAACUAGUCAAUGUAUGUUGCAACCGGAAACCACCUCUGAAGCUGACGGUCGGCACAGGGUUACCGAUAGAAAAAGUUGUUUACAGACAGAAAAAAUAAGGCACGCGCGCAUAGUUUUUUUUAUUCAGAAUCUAAAACAUAAUAUAUUUAAAUUUUAACACGGAGUAUAAGUUUCCCGGUUAGUUUCGGACGAAUAGUGCACACUAAUGUCAUUGUCUGUUGAUCGAAUCGGACAACGAACGAACUUUCACCACUUAUACCAUAAUCUAUAUCUAAUCGUUGACGAUUUCUUCGAUAAAUUUAAAUACACACACACACAUAUAUAUAUAUAUAUAUAUAUAUAUAUAUAAUGCACGAUUUUCGCUCGGUUAAAAAUAAUAUUACAAUAUUAUCAGGCGUAUAGUUUACCGCUGUUUUCAUAUUAUUCAGAAAACUACGAAGAAAACAAAAUGACAGUAUCAAUACCACCAAAAGAGCCCUCUUCUCGUUUUUCGAAUGCCGUAAAAUUUCUGGUAGGAAAUUCGUUAACGGGCACUACCGAAUCACAUAUCAUAGUAAAACGCUCAAAAUCAAAGAUAUAUAAAGAAAAAAAAAAAAAAGUACGCGUGGUAAAACCAAUAUACAUUAUUCGAUACGCUCGAAAUCUAAAAUAGCAAUGUAAUAUAUGGAAAUCACUCAAUAUGAAUAGGCACUUAAGCGUGUGCAGGCUCUGAACGACAACGCCUAAAAAACCAACUCGUAUAUUAUAAUAUUUUUUGGCGAAAAUAAAAUAAACGCAUUAUGCGGCAAGUUCGAAUACCUUAGGCACAAAAACCCAAAGAAACAAUAAUAAUAACACGUUGUGUAACAAAAUGUUAUAAUAUCGUUUCAUGUAGAUAUUACACGAGACCGAGUUACCGGGGGCGGCGGCGGUCUGAAAAUACAAUUUUAUGUUUGAAAAAAAAAAAAACCGAAAUGACAAAAACAAUAUAAUAACAAUAAUAAAAAUAAUAACGAAAAACGGACACGUGCAGGAGGCGGCAGUGGCGGUGGCGGCGGCGGCGGCGGUCAUCGGGUGCGGACGCGGUUGUUUUACCUAAAAAGAGACGGCAAACGGGCGCGCGUUUCGGAAUAUUAAAUGAGGGGGAAAAGGAAAAAAAAAAAGGUAGUCACACUUAUAUACGAUUUUUUUAUUUUUAUUAUGUACGCGCUUACACACAUACAUAAUAACAAUAUUAUAAUAUCGGAAUACAGGCGUUAUUAUUAUUUUUUUUUUAUUCUAUUAUCGUUUAUAAACGCGCGGUUAGCUGCUGCGGGCAUAUACAGAGUGAUACUUUAUCGUUUAAUUUUCUAUCCGAGGUUUUUUUUUUAUGACAAUGAUAUGAUUUCUGUUUUAGAUUCUGAGCGGAGCGAGGAAUGUAUAGGUUUACUAUGAUGUGUGCGAUAUUUUUUCUUCUUUUGGCUUUUUAUCAGACAUCAUCUUCCGAGUAGUUUUCAUAGUAACUGCAACAAUAUUGGCUUUCUCUAUACGUGUCACGUGGUGAAAUUUUCAACAUAUUUUAACAGUUUAUAAGCUGUUUUUAUGUUUAAAUUUUGAUGAAAAUUAUAAAAAAUUUCGUAAUUUCAAGAUAUGCUUUCUGAACUUCACUCUGAAUCGUAUUCUGUUAUCAAUAAAUUAUCGUUUCGUACAGAUGUAUAAAUGUAUGUAUCCUAUCUUCUUAACUUUCCACCUACAACAGUGACACAUCCAGUCUUAGAUUUCGAGCGUAACGAGGAAGCUAUUGGUUUUAUAAUAUGGUGUUUAUUUCUUUUUCUUUUUUCUUUGUUUGUUUGUAAUAGUCUGUGGGCACGUUUUCUCCAAAUAAACUUGUUCCGAUUUUUACGCGUAGAAACUUUUCUGAAAGAUUAAGUUAUCUAAAUCGUAUUUUAAAAAGGCCAAUUUUUUGAUUUUCGACACCACUUUUUAAAUAAAAACACUUAAGUGGGAAAAAACGUAGGAAAACGUACAAUUUCACGAUUUUAUUAUUUUAUAAAAACAUGGACGAUGUUUUCUACCAGAAAAAAUGAUUUAAUCGAAAAACCAUAAGAUACCUUUUUUGUUGUAUUUUUGAUUUAAUUUCUUACGAUAUCAUUGCCAAAACGUUUGAGCCACUUUUGAGCUUUUAUGGAAUUUUAAUUUUUGGGAGUUUUUUUAUUGUAACUCGGUUAUAAAUACACGUAGUGACUUAGAACUUUGUUAUAAUACUUAUAUUGGACUUACCUAGACGUGGUAAAAUUUUCUUGCAAAAAAAAUGAUGGCACUUCAAAUUAUAUAUUACCGAAAUGCGCUCGGAAUCGUCUUUCGUGAAUCAAUGGUUUAUCGUUACUUACAGAUAUAAAUGAAAUAAUCUUAUGUAUCCUAUCUUCCCAACUUCUAAUCUACAACAGUGCCUGCCCCCGUCUCCAGUGUUGCCUCUUUUUUUUCCAAUUAUUUUAUUAUAACACUAUUUUCAAACAUCUUUAGCCGUACUCCAUUAUUAUGUACCUUAAACGAGUAUUCAAUUUUGAUUCUCAUAUGACAAAAAGUAACUACCGUACUAUCUUUUUUAGAAUAGUCUCGCAAAAGAAAAAAAUAAUUUUCUAAACAUGGUGAUACACAUAGCAGUGAAUAGUAUUUCCCAUUUAGGACUUUAGUAGUUCAAACAGUUUAGAAUUUAAGUUGGAAGUGUAUUAUAGGAAAGAUAUAAGAAAUUGAUCAUUUAAUAAUGGUAGAUUGAUAAUGAUAACUGAAUAACACUGUACAGACUACAGGGUGUGAUUGUACAUCACGAAUCUAAUUGUAUUAUCACGAACCAGCGAUUAUCUAUGUACGAAGAUUUCAUUUUCCCGGACAUUAUAGAAUAUUAUAGUCACCUAUAAUUUGAUUAUGUCGUAUUAAUAUAUAGGUAUAUUUGUGCAUAGUGGCGUAGUCAGGAAGGGGACACUGAGGCCUUGGACCUCUCCAUUGGCAGUAGUUUUUCAAAUAUUUGUAUUAUAAUCGUUUAAUCUGCAUGUUACUUUAUUAUGGUUUAUGCGGUUUAUUUUCAAUAUUUUAUUGACUAUAACUAAUUAUAGUAAAUUUUUAAAUGAAAUAAAGAAAAUAAACGUAUAAUUUUGGGUUAUUUUUUUUUUUUUUCAUUCUAAUACGGUUACAAUUUUGAAACUAUCGUGUAAAUACGAUCUUGUGUUUACAAGAUUGUCGACCGACGGUUAUUACGGUUAUGUAUAGACGUAAAUAAUUGCAAUUAAAAAUUUAAAAAACAAAUCGUAUUUACACCGAAUAUUCGUAAACACACGCCGGUUCGUGAUGAUAUAGGAGAAACUAUCGCUCUGUAUAUAUAUAUAUAUAUAUUGUUAAAUUAUACUGCGCGCACGACGCGGCGGCCGUAUCGUUGGGCGGGAGUUAUAAUGAUAAUAUUAUUAUUAUAAAGGUGUAGUAUAUACACACGUCGUACGAACAUUAAUAUUCAAAUAACGCGAUAACGUACAGUGUAAACGACGGCGACGACGGCGACGGAAAAAAAAAAAAUGAGGUCCGAACGGUGUCGCAUUGUGUACGACUUACGGCCUAUAAUGCAGGUAUGAUGCGGUGCGCGUAACCGAACGGGCGCUCGCACAGUGGGCCCCGGAGAGAAACGCUAAUUUACGGACUCACGGCGACGGUGUCGACGCGGUAAAAUGUGUAGUUUUUUUUUAAUCGCCGACGCCGUUGUCGUCCGGCCGCGUGAUUUACAGACGUGCCACCUGCCGCCGCGCCACUGAUUAACAAUAAAUACCCCUACGCCGCCCCCCGGUUCACGAUCGCGUCGGGUCGAGCCGGGCGCAGAGGGGUCCGUGCCGCCGCGCCCGGAAAAUGUGCGCGCUCGUCCGCAAAGGCCGGUCCGGGCAAUCGCCGCGAAUCGACGCCACGGACGAGCCAGUUACGGGGGGGCAAAGGCGGCCAAUUGUUUUGGAUUUCCGACUAGGCGUGGAUUUCGUUUGAAACGUUUAGACUCCGGGUAGAUGGAGGAGAGCGUACUUUAAAUAACGCGACAGUAUAGGUUUUCUGAGGUGCGCUUCUGUUUCGCCGGUAUACAUUCGAAACGGUUAUCUACUUUCAAUUCCAGUGGCGUAUUUCGCGCUGGGUCUUGGGGAGGGAGAAUGGGCGAUUUUUUUUGGAUAAAAAAAAAAAUUCCAUUAGUUAUAAUAUAGUUCAUUAGUUCACAAUUAGUGAUAACUGUACGUAUUUAGUUUUACUCUUAUGUAUUAAACAUUAAUGGUUGUGUACAGUCAAUACAGAAAAAAAAAAAAAACAAACAAUAACGAUUUUUACAAAAACCAGUAAGGAAUAUUCCCGUUUUUUCAAACUUGUAUUUUUUACGUUCGAAUGUGAACCACUAGACACCCCUUCCCCCAGUUAUGGCAAUGGGUAUCUAUAUAUAUAAUUUAAGUGACAAUUUUUUUUUAAAAAAUGCCCAAGUUGGCGAUUUUGCCACAUUUCUUCGGUCCCUCAAAUCUGCCAUUAGGAAAAAUACAAGGAAUAUAUAAUAGAAAUCACUUCAACAAACCCUAAUACGCCAAAUAAUAAAAUACCUUCUUCGCCUCCGUUCUUUUUCGCUUUCAUUACAUAAUAUAUGGACAACAUUUGCUACCAGAAACCACCCCCCGAAGUUGACUAUCGGUGCAAGAUAUUUGGUCAAAAGUUUUUUAUAAAUACACACACACACACACAACUGAUUAUUAUAGAUUUUAAUAUAAUCGACUGCGGGUACAGUCGUGAAAAUCAAACAAAAAUUAUUAUUAUUAUUUUGUACAAUAAUUUUGUUUUAUUACGGCUGCAGCCGCAGAAAGCCGACGCAGCCCUUUGGUGAUGGCAAUCGUGAUAAUAAUUGUUAUUGUUGUCGGCACCGAGCAAGUUAUAAUAUUGUAUUUUUCGAUUAACACACCAGUAUAGCGCAACACCGAUGAUUUAUUAUCCUCCGCAUUAAUCUCGGUCGAUUUUUUUUCUUAAUUGCGUAUUAAUAAAACGAGCGAUUUCCCUAUUCGUCCUACAUAUAAUUGUAUAGAUUAUUAUUAUAGGUAUGUAUAAUAAACGUUUUUUAUAUUAUAUUAUACGCCCCCAUUCCGCCCCUAUCCUUCGUAUACCAUUAUGUUUUUAUUGGUAUGCGUGAUGACUUAUUAUAUUGUUUUACGGUUUUAUUUUAUGCUCUCGAAUACCGCAAUAUAAUUGCCGAAUGUAUUGUUUAUGUUUUUCUAAACUAUAAAAAACGAGUACACUCCAAUAAUAUUAUGUUUUUUUUAUAUCCUGAUUAAAACCCUUGUAGCCGGUUUCACUGUGGUGUAUUUUACGUCUAUAAACAAUUUUUCUACCAGAAAUCUUGCUCCAAUCAAAAACUUUACAGGAACUUUCUUGUACGAUUGUUCAUCUUGUUGGUGCUCUGAGAUCAUUUUUUGAUUUUCCUUAUUGUAUUCUUAAUAAAUCGCUGACAAAUUGGCAGUUUUUGUCGAUUUUUGGAUUACUUUGGUAACAAGGGAAAAAUAUAUACCUAACAAUACUUUGUUCAUAAUUGUUUUUUGUUAGCAAUGGUUUAUUUUCGCAUAUAAUAAUAAAUUUAAUUACUCUAUAAUAUAUCCUCCCUCCCGACUUCCAUUCAAAAACAGUGGCACGCUCAACAACAGUAUCAACCUUAAACAAAUAUCCGUCUUCUUAAAAAUUGGACACAGUUCCACGACGGGCCAUACGAACCACGACUAUACGUCGAUAAUAUUCAUGCGGUUUGGUUUUUCAUGUUGAAAAGGAACAAUAUAGGCGUUUUAUAUAUGAAUAGGAGGCAGUAGCGGCGCUAGGUUUUGCGGGGCCCUGGAUAAUGCUUUAGUACAAUGGUGACUUUAGUAUAACUAAUGAUUGUAUAGCUAUAUAAUAAUAAACCGCAGGACCCUGGACAUAUGUCCCAUUUGUCCUCCCGUAACGCCGGUACUGAUGGGAGGUACAAUAAGGAGUUGCGCGAAUUAACGAAAUUUCUGAAAUUAUUAUAAAUACAAUGCGUUUAAUACUAUAUAUAAAGAAAGGGAAGGCGGAACCCAAAUAUGACUUUUAGAAUGGAUAUUAGAGAUUUUCCUUCUUCUUCUCGCCGUUUUCGUCGCUUGUCACUGUCGCUGUUUAUGGCCGUCGCCUUGAAGACAUAAAUAACAACCAGCACCUAACGGUUUUCAUCAUGCACGUAUCAUCGUUGUAUAAAAAACUAAUAAUAAUAAUAAAAUUGCAGAUCUACUCGAAGAAAUAUAUUGUGUUUAAUUUCGGCCACCGUCGUCGUCGGUAAACGUGUCGAACAAUACAACAUUAACUAUUAUAAUUAAUAGCACACUACCGGUUUCGCAUUUAAAAAAACAAAACAAAUAGUUGUCGAUUUCUGCGCAAUCGUAUGAUAAUACUGCAGCAUAUUAAUGCUGCAAUUGCAACAGAUCUUAUUCGACUGCAUAACGUAUACCUGGGUACGAUCGUAUAUUACAUCUUCUAUGCGGAAUAUUUAUCGUUGAAUUAUCUAUGAUAUAUCGAUUCGGAGAAAUAAAAUUAUAAAAAUGAUUGCGGCGAUGACACGUGUGCGGCGUGAAAUUAUAAUAUUUUUAUAGAUAUUGAAAAUCAACGGACGUCCCGAGCACUACCGCAAUCGCCUCGGGUGACGUCAUGAAUAAUAAUAACUCUCGUCGUAGGAUUUUAUAACAAUUGGUAUGGUAUAAAAAAACUAGGUUUCGGCGGUUAUAAUAUACUUACAGGCGCAAUGGGGGGGGGCAGUAAAAACAGUUGAAUAUUUAUUAAGCGCUUCCCAACCCUUCGGAAAAGAAAACCCGGCUUAAAUAAUCGUUCAAAACGCCUGUAUAUUAUACUUGGUAAAAGUACAAGAGACGCUGUCUCGGCGGAUUAUUUUGGAACUAUAGCGCGUGACUAGUUCCGUAACGCAUCGGCCAAGAGGGGGCACCGGGGCUCGUAAAGAAAAAUACCCCUCCCCCCCCCCUCUCGCAUAUCCCGAAUGACCUGUGACUUUUUCUGUCCGGCGUUAUCAGUGCUCGUUUCCAGUCCUGUUGCUAUAUGGCAAAGCUAUUAUUUAAUAGUAAUUGACAAUGUCCGCCGAAGGAGACGCGUCGUGGAGAAAAAAAAAAAAUUCAAAAAUUACCGACAUCGAUCCGUUCAUCGCGGCCCCGGGUCUCUUUGCCGCCGCAGCGAGACAGUAAUUUAAUACGUAUUGUUGUUGUUGUACGCGCGACAAUUUCUCUCACAAAAUAUCGUCGUCUGCGCAUGCGCAUCACUGUGGUUUAUCAAAACGGUCGCGUGGUUAAUUUAUUUACCAUAGCGCGCGCGCGCACACGGUACAAAUACGAUUUGAAUUUUGUGUACGUCUACGUCAUGCACAUUGUGAGAUUAAAUUAUUGCAUUAUUAUUCAAUUACGCGUGACGAGGGGACCGUAUUAUUAUUAUUAUUAUUAUUAUUUUUUUUUUUUUUAUGUUUACACAGAACAAGCGCACUCGCACGAGCACGUCGUGCAUUUCUGACCGAUCGGUCAUGUAGCCGAGACCGUCGUCCAUCCCUCCGGAGGUGGUCUCUUUUUUUUCUGUCACUAACGAGGUUACAAUUAUUUUACGAAAUACUGUUGUAUUGUAUUUUAGCAGCAUUGUGUUCCAUAGGGCGCACGGGGUGUUUUAUUUGUUUGUUUUUUUUUUUUUUUCAUUCCCAUCGUUCGGGGCGAACAAAAAUCCUGCGCGGAGAGCGACGACGACGUUUUAUUAUUAUUUUUUUUUUCAGUCCGGUAAUGUCGCUACAUCCGUGUAGAUCCCGUCGCGGGGGAAAAAAUUCUAUGAAACGAAAACAAUAACAAUUAAUGAGCGAAAUAAUCGCAACCCUAUAUCACCUCCUCGCGACCACGAAUUACCGGUGUACAGUUGUUAUUAUAAACUGAACAAAUAAUAUUAUGUUUAUUUACAAUAACUAAUUGUUGCCGAGUUGAAUUGCAAUAAGCGGACAAAACGAUAUUUGCUUAUAUGAAUGCUACCGCGACUAUACAAUAAAAGUAAAUUGUUUAACGGGCGCACAGAAGCCGAAGCACGAUUAAUAAUCGAACCGGGGACUCGUCUAGUCGGGUAUUCGACCUUGCCGAUUAUAACGACGAAUAAUUACAGAGUUUAGAAAAUAUUACUUUUUUUUUUUUUUCUUAUUCUAAUUAUUACUCAUUAUUCUUUUAUAAGUUUAUUUACAAUCUGCACUACGUAAUAUUAUGCACAUUGAGCAUCGAAGAGGUCGGUAGGCCUUCUUCCCUCGGGCUUCCAUUCGGCCGCUGCUCUAACUUGGCUCGUUUCCUCCUUACACGGUUCGAAAGUUCGGAAACGGGUCCUAAACACAUUGUUCUUAGCGCCUUGUUCUUAAAGGCUAUUCUCAACUUUUGUUUCUAGACGCACUGUUAACGGUCAUUUUUAUAUGAUGGCACAUAUUAUAGUUAACGUGUAUAGGGGUUUUACUGUAACCGUACAUUGGUGAUAAUAAAAGUUGAAAUAUUGAAAAAAAGCCUAAGUAUAAAUUGCGGCUCUGGCCGAAAACGGUUACGCCCAUAUGGUAAAAUACAGGGGAAUGGGGGGGAGGUGAAAAACCGCAUCAACGACCGGGGACACGAUAUUAUUAUGUCAUACGUAAAUAACUAUAUAAUUAUGAAUUAUACUUUAAUAUAACAUGGUUUAUCGUUUUUUCCCCUUAAAAAGAGAGCGUUAUUAUUUCGUCGUUGGCGCCGCCAUAAACAAUAAUAAUAGGUACGACUUUCCGCCCUCGUGCAACGAUAUAUUAUAUUGUAGUCAAGUCUGUCGCGUUUUACAAUAUAUGACGAAUCGACGACGCUAUCAAGAUCGAAAAAAAAAAAACGGGGACGCGUCACGAAAACAAGGUAAUUACAUCGCGCAAGCCUUAUUCGGUAGAGGGGUAGCUGCAGAGUGCACACAAUAAUAAUAAAUACAACACGGUCGUUGUUGUGGGAAAAGGGAGGAACACACUGUGCUGUAAGGUCCUCGCAGUGGGCCCGGCCGAGUACGACGACGACGCGAUCGUAUCGCGGCCUGUUACACGUGCUGCUACGCAACGUACAUAAUAUAAUUUUAUAUUAUGUUAUUACGAUGUGUCUCCGAGGAGCGAGUAUCGUAUCUGAUUGACGGGUUUUCGGGUAGGAUUUAUGGGAACGGGUUGAGAGGUGUCUGUAAUGGGGUUGGUUGUGCAGCAUUAAGGUACAACACGAGUAUAUUGUCAUGUGUCCGGAAGAACGUAGCAUGUAAAACAGCUAUAUUAAAUAUUAUAUACAAAAAGGAGUGGUGUAUAACAAAAAUAUAUCAUCGACGGCGGAUUAAAAAAAAAAAAAAGAAGAAAUUUCGAGACGCAUAUCGAUUGUCGUGCUCUUGUAUGCAGUAAAACCACUUCUAAAUACGUACAGAAGGCUGGGUCAGACUAACUCGGGCGAGUUUAGGUAAUAAUCGUCAAAUAAAAAUUAUUAUAUACCUUAAUGGUCAAAUGUGAAAAUGGCCUGAGGAAAUUUUGGUCAGAAGAAAAUAUGUUUAAUGUCUAUGGAAAAAAUUUCAGAUUUGGCUGUGAUAUUUUCCUUAAUAUUAUAGAGAAUUAAAUUAUUUUUCACUAUUGCCUACUGUGCAUUGAACAUAAUAUAUAGUGAUAAUAAUAAUGGUUAAAUCCAAAAUGAUCAUGAAAAAAAUUUUCAACUAUUUCAUCUAGCUAUUUUUGUAUUUUGGCCAUAAUUUUCUCAAAAUUUUUUGGUGGAUGGUCAUUUUUUAUUUGGCCAUUAUACUAUAUCGACUUUCAGCCUGGACCGCCAGUCCAUAAUUGUAGAACAGACCCCAUUGAUUGUACACAUAUAAAUUUAUUAAACCUUUGAUUUUUUCAACUCAAUUAUUAUAUUCACAGACUCAUAGUUGUAAUUAAAUUUAAACGUAUGUAAACCGAUAAAUUUCAAUAAUCGUUUCAAUAAAUGGCACAAUUUUGUUUUUACGAGCGUGAGCGUGAUGUGGUUUCUGUGUAUACCUAUGUAUAAAUAUAUAUAUAUAUAUAUAUAUAUAUAAAUAGAGAGAGAGAGAGAGAGAGAGUUUAUGGGUUAUAGAAUUUGUCCACCUACAAUCAUUGAGAUAAGAUAUGAUAUUGUAUUCGUGAGGGUACGAACAACCCCUCCUGAAAACUCGAGACGGAUUUGUGUGGAUGGAUACACGAACAAUAUAAAAUUAUACAUAAAGAUAGGUAUACCUAUAUUGCUGCAGGACACACAAGUAGACGCAAACGAUUCGUUUAAGAUAACCUUUUUCAUGAGUCUUUCUUAUCCAUAUCGAUAUAUAUUCUUUUGUUUUCGUAAAUUGGUUGGGAAUAUUUAUCGGUACGACUAAACGUUCCAACGGAUAAGGAACAAAUACAAUUUUCGUUGUUUUUUUUUUUUUCAUUCGGUUAGAUAUAAAAAUAUAAUAAAAAAAACGAAUCGAGAUAACCUAAAUAAUGAAGUUUUAUAGACGAUCUGUGUAUGGGGUGUAAGAUACAGAAUAAUAUGUAUUCUAUAUACUUAAUUGAAUUAUCGUUAGAUUUCAAUUCUCUAAUAAUAUAAUAUCUAAUCUCCCCGAGAAGAGUGGUAAUAAUGUACAUCACCAAAAUUGUUACAACACGUGUCGUUAAACUUGAAAAUUAUUAGCUAUGCAUUUUUAAUCGACCGACCUAUACAGAAAUAAUCUUAUAAUUAUAAGAUUAUUUAAUUUACAAUCGAGGACCUCGGUGCCGACGACCGUUAUUUUUAAUUUUUUGGAUAAUGCACUUUUCUGCGGUACAAUCUCAAAUGACAGUUUCUCUAAAUUACGAUGCAACAGCAGCCGAAUGAAUUCAAUACAAGAACCUAUAUUAUAAUAGGUAUGUAGUUUUCAAUAGAAAUUGAAGUCAUUUUGUUUUAGAAUAUUUCGGUACGACAAUCGGAUAAUAACAAUCAGCAGAUAAUUAAUAUUACGCUCCUAAUCAAAUUUCGGCGCGUCAAUCGGAUUGAUUCCAAAAAAUAACCGGAAUAAUUUCAAAAAGUGGAACUAUCUCAAGGUCUUCGCCUACUUCGUAUAUAAUAAAUACGGUAAACAUAAUAGUAUAUAUUAUGCCAUUAUAUAAGUUGUAGAAUACAGAUUAUUAUACUGAAAAAAGUAAUCGUAUCGCGCCCGAGAGGUCCCGAUAUUUAUUUACGUAUACUCGGUUUAUAGUAUAAUUAUUUAUAUAAAACGUCCAUUAAACGCAGAUGAUGUACGAGUCUCGUUUAGGUGUAAAAGAACCAGAAAAAAAAAAAAGAAAGAAAAAACGAAAUUAUAUUAUCGUGGUGUAAACAAUAUUAUCAUUUAAAUACUAUACACGAGUAAUAUGCCACCUCAACAUCUGUGACACGUAGAUUUUUAUUUCAAACACGUUAUUACACCAAGCAUUUCGGGAAUAAAAUGUGAUAAUUGCAAACCUUGGAGCAAUAAUAAUUACCGUGCGGAUAAUUCCACUUUUGGGAGCGAAAAUUGUUUAAUUUUUUCGGAUUUAUCCGACUGUUGCGCCGAAUUUCUAAAACAAUGUAUCUGAUUAUUGUUACACCUGAAUACAGAGAAUGACUGUUUCUUCUUUAAAUUAUGCGUGAAAUAUGCAUUUUCCAAAAAAAUAAAAAAAAGUGGAUUUAUCGUUGUUGUGCACCAAGGUCUUCAAUUAUCGCCCGAGACAAUUGUACCUAAUUUCCACGUCGCUCCGACCACGUAAUUAACUCGAGAUAAAAGUGUUCCGAUUUCCAAAAGAAAAUAUUACAUGCAUACUAUUACAACGUUUUGAACUUUUUGUGUAAACGAAUUAUACACGGUAAUAUAUUAAAGUUUGUGCAACGAUAUAUCGUCGGAAAUGGUUUUGUUUUCGAAAUUACCGUGAGUUCCGUGUAGUGGGAAUUAUUUGUCAACAAAACUCUGAAAUCCAAAAAAAAUCGUAACCUUUAAAACCCUGCUAUGUAAUCUGCACAACACCAAAAUACGUUUUUUUCUGAGGCGACUAUAUUCGGAGACGAUUACCUGUCGGCUUAAAACUCGCAAAAAUAACAUUUAAAUUUAAAAUAAUAAAUACGCGUGGAAAGAAAAAACAACUUAUAAAAUUCAUAAGAAACAAAACUUAUUUCUAGACGAAAAAAAAACAAAAUACCAAUCACUGCAAGUCACUAAACUCGAGUUAUUUCUCACCUAUUUUACAUUGUAGACAUAUUCAUUGCAAAACAAUACAGAUAACCGAAUACUACAUACUUAAAAAUCCAAUACUAAAAAAUAGUAAUUCCUCCCAAAAAAUGGUGAAAUCUAAGCAUGAAAAUGGCAAGGAUGAGGUUUAAAGUUAAAACCCUCUAUACUCUUACGUAUUGACUGAACAUACUGAUUUUCCACCAAUGUACAAUUUCAAGUCUUCAAGAGUAUCAUAAAAUAAUUGUAAAUCCGGGUUACCUAGUUGGAAAUAGCAAUGCUAGCGUAAAAAAAUAGAUAAAGAGCGUGGACCAACGGACAACUUAAGUUUUUUUUUUUGGGGGGGGGGGAGGGGGAUGGGUUAUGCGGCGGUGCCACGGUAUACCAAAAGAUUCAGAAUUCCGUAAAUGAGAGAACCUUUUACGUUCCGUCCGUUCAUCAUUUAGCGCCGUUUCCAGGACACGAAACGGCUCCGAUUCCCGAGUUUUAAUGGCUUUUCCGUGGUCACGGAUGCGACGGUCGGAACAGCGACCAGAAGUAGCGGGAAAAGUAGCGGACAAAUUAUCGUGUAAACCCGACACGCGCUGGCACGGUGCGCUGCACGGUCUCCGUUCUCGGGGUAAAUCCGACGAAAAAUUUGAUACGAAAAUAAAUGUCGAUCCGUAUUCCCCUCUCCUCCCCCACGCCUCGCGCGUAAAACGAAUACCGGACGGUUUCGCAGAGCCGCCGUCGCGUAUUGCACCCGCGUUCGCGCGCACACGCGGACGGUGUUGCGUAUUUUUGAAGCGUACCGCCGUACAGCACGCGUGCGAAAUCGAUUUCACGCAAUUUCACGCAGUCUCCGCGUUACGACAACAUCGCAGUUGCGUGCGGGCGGGUACAUUGUAACGACCGUACACAACGUCUACGCGAUUCGGGAAAGCGCGCGCCCACUGGCCACUGUAGUCGACGAUUACAGGCCGGUAGGCGACGGCGGCGUGCGACGGGAACGCGCGGUAAUACCGUCGGGCACAACCAAUCGCCGUCCGGGCCAGACAACGGACGCGCAGUAGCGGGCGAGGAAAAGUCCCGAACCGUAAUUUUCGCUUUUCGCUCGGCGUAAAUGCGCGGCGUUGCGCGCACACCCCGAUUCCUAAAACGCGCUCGUUGUCCCCGUGGACCGGACCACUUUUGUUCGACGAACGUACGGUUUCUGGUCGAUACAUUCGAUAAUACGUUGAAUCGAAAAACUAUUUUCAAACGAGAAACAGUUGAUCUGUUAUGGUCUACAAUUCUUCGGAAAAAAAAAAAAAAAAAAAACGAUCUCUGGAGUUUGUUCGUUUUAUUAAAUUUUAGUACAGUUGAAACGUAAAAUCGAUUUGAACCGUUCGUGGUGUGUGAAUUAUUGUUUACCGACGGGACGAAAACAGAGAGGAAAAAAAAAAAAAAACGAAAAUAUCGCCUCGUUUCCCCCGUCGCUCGCCACCGCAACGAUCGUCGGACUGGGAAUUAUUUUUAUAUACUCGGGGGAAAUAUAACUUUACCGUAAUAUGUCGUAAAAAAAAAAAAAAAAUAGUACACGGGUGCCCGUAUAUACAUUAUUAUCAUAACGAUAUUACGUCCGAUUAUAUUGUUAUUAUUAUUAUUAUUGGUCGGCGCAAAAGGGGGAAAAAAAAAAACGGGAAAAAACCUCGUAUAUAAUAUUAUAGUUUAUUCUCGUGUAAUGGGACCUCCCGAAAAAAAAAUAUACACAUAAAAACUACGGUUUAGGUGUACGCGUAUACGAUCGUAUUAUUUUUUUUUUUUUUUUUACGAUCGAAGAUCAUAAAAAAAAAAACCGCAGUUUACCGACGACGCGUCGCGACGCAACAGCAUAAUAUAUUAUUAACGUGUAUAUUAUUAUUAAGUGGUAGCGGAGAGUUUUGCGACGACCUCUAAUACUAUAUGUAUAUAUAUAUAUAUAUUGUUAUUACACCCGCAUGUGGGAUUUUGACGUAAAAACGAAAUUAAAAAAAAACAAACCCGAAAAACUUUCGGGCAGCACGGGCCACGCAACCGAUAUACGACGGCAAUAAAAUCGACAUGGGCCUAACAUAUACGUAAUAAUAAUAAUAAUAAUAAUAAUAAUAAUUAAACGGCGUACAAUAUAAUAUUAUUACGUUGUUCGCGAUCGCCGUCGUUUGAUUGUGGGUGGAAACGAUUAUCGCGUGAAAAAAUAAAAACGAUAAUUUUUUUUUUUUUUUAUGUUUUUCCGAAUCGCCGCCGCCGCCGACGACGACGACGACGCGGCUUAAUUAAAACCCAAUACGUUUUCGUUUGACCGCCGCGACCCACGCCGACGACGACGGCGAAAUCCAAUUCGUUUUCUUCACAUCGCUCGCAUAUAAAGGCGAAAAAAUAAUAAUAUAUACGAGCGUACGAUAAUUAUUAUUAUAUUAUUUAUACGCAAGACGUUCUACGGCGUUUUUUUACGCAGUAGACAACGACAAUAAUAACGAUUGUACAUUCGUGUUAUCGGAUCGGUAUUAAGCGGCUACGCGAGGCCUUAUCAAAGAAAUUUAGAAAAAAAACCGCGAAAAAUAAUAAAUAAUACGAUGAUAUUACGUUAUAUAAUAGUUGUAUCGCCGGAAUUUGCAAUUUGGGGAGGGGGGAGUGGAUAAGUUGAUUGAGCCGUGAGUGUCGGUGAGGUGUGUGUAGGGGAUUUGGUUUCCCCCCCCCAAAAAAAAAAAAACAAAAAAAUAAUAAUAAAUUAGAAAAGUGUUUUGGUCGAUUUCAAUGUAAUACUUAAAUCAAAUAUUGAUAAAAGAAAAAGCUUAAUUAUGAAAUGAGAAUAUAAUAUAUGUAUAUGUGAUGUCUUUGUAGAUAUUGUAAUUUAUAAUUAAGGUACAUACCCCCGACAGUUGCGUCAUCCUAGGAAAAUUUCGAGCAAAGGCAGUAAUCAUGUCAUUUUUCAUUAAUUAUUUUUAACGUGUUUUUCAUUUACAUCACCUGUGGCUAUUGAUUCUAUUCUCUGACGCAGUGCUCCUCAUCAAAUACGUCUCCAUACGGUUUAGAGUGGAAAACGUUCUUACGCGCGUGGAACAAACAACUGGAAACGUAGUUAACUCUCAAACAAGGCCUGCGGAGGGUUAUAUUUUCUCAUUAACCCGUCCCCCCCCCCGUAUAGACUACACCGCCGGCUACGGGGAGAAAAAACUCGACCGAUCCUACUGCCGUGUACCCGUUAUCGGUUUACCCAGCCUUCUUUCAGAAUCGUUUUUCGAUGGCAAUCGUCGAAAUACCGUUGCUCUGGGCGUUUAAAACUGAAUGUCCCAUAGUAUUAUUAUAAUACACGUAAAUACUAAUAUCCUGUACGUGCGCCCGACUACCGGUACCUGUACGGCCGAGCGGUGCGACAGUGAAGAUUUGUACUCAGUCACCCGCCGGCCCCGCUACGGGGCGCCCGCGACCGUUUUCGAAAUAUUACGAUAAUUUCGAAUAUUUAUUGAUAUUCGGAUACCGUUCCGUUUGUCAACGCGACGCGCAAUCGUCUCGCGUACUACCUAUGUAUAUUAUAUACCCGGGUACAAACGUCACAUCGCAUGUUAUACAAACAUAACCUUGCGUUGACUUAAAAAUAUAUUAUUUAUGAAUACCGAACGGUGCCAAGUGCUUAAAAUACAAUUUAGAGAAUAAAUACAAUAUAACAACACACGCCGCGUACGCGCACGUGUGCUGUACCUGUUAUAAAAAAAAAAAAUCUAGGCGCCCAUUAUGUAAACACCGUGCACACAAGCAAGCAGGCAAAAGCAACUGAAACGGUUACCCGUACACGUAAGUACAGUGCGCCCGAUAAUAUUAUUAUUAUUACUGAUACUAUAUUUUUAUGAUCGUGUAACCGUCCGCGUUCCGUGAAUACGAUGUACCGGCACGAUUACGUAUUGAAAUUUACGCAUUCGUUUGUCGAAAUGCGUUACGUUUGAAUUGUUAUUACCGUUAUGCGCGCGGCGCGGUCUUGUUAUGAAUAAACGCUUUUUUGUGAGGGGGGGAGGGGACCUUUCAGAAAAUGCAAACCGUUUCCCCCUUCCCUCCCCCCCGUGUGCGAUAACAUUGAAAUAAUAAGUCGAUACUGCUCAUAUGCAGAGACAGGCCUCCGCUAUAGAUUGAUCGUCGGGUCGGCGAGUUUGUAUGUGUGUGUGUGUGUGUGUGUGUGUGUGUGUGUGUGUGUACGUAAAUACAGGGCAACCUAAACUGGAUUAUUAGAUAAAUCGUUGUUAACGAAAAACGAUUCUGAACGGAGUUCAGUACACGUACAGUAUUAGCCGUGGAUUUUUCUUUCGCGAUGCCGAGGGAACCCGGAAAUCGAAAAAACUGUUUUUAAAUUUCGAUAAAUAUGUGUAUCAAAUAAAUUAUUCUAUAGCGUGAUCAGAAACACCGCAUAUAUUUCGAGGAACUGUAAAAACCGAACAUUUCUAUAAGCGACAAAAGUGUUUUCCGAGAAACACACGCACACAUCUUAUAGUUAAAACUAUAAUAACGUUUCUUCGCUAUUCUCAGAAUCCAAAAGUUAUUUGAAAAAAAAAAUAAUAGACUAACAAGUGGCGCGGGUAGGUACCAACCUACAGAACAAAAUGACUGUGACCCGUGUGCGUUUGCAAUGCAGCUCGCACGAGCUUGUAAGUAUUACGGCGUGUAACAUAAAUAGGUACAGAAACAAAAUCUGAUAUUAUCAUUUUUCAAUCGAUUAUACACCAGAUCCCGUCGUGAGCGUAAAUCGCGCCGCGGGCCUCCCGUGUAAUACGCGCGUUCAAGUGCCCGGCCGUUGUUGUUGCUGCUGCUGCUGCAGGACCGCUCCUCUAAUCGUUUUAAUGGUCGUUUUAUUAAACGCGCGCAAAGAGAUAACGUCUCGUCUCUCGUCUCCUCCCGACAUCGCGACGACGAGAGACACAAUAAUAAUAAUAAUAAUAAUAAUAAUAAUAACAAUAAUAAUAAUAAUUUAGUAUUAGGGCCGCCGCCGCCGUCGCGCGUAAAUAAUAACAAUAAUAAUUGAGAUAAAAGGGACCAGACGGAAGAAACCAAUCUGACCGAGGUCCCCGCCGCAGCACUUGAACAACGCGCGGACUCGAGUGCGGGACGUCUCGAUUCCGAAUAACAAAAAAAAAAAACGUUUUAUCGAUCGCAGUAGCUAUGAACGAACGCUGCUGUAUAGUAUUGUUAACAUUUUGUUUUAGGGAGUAGUCUGAGCGAAACGGGGAAUACGGCGAGCGUUGGUUUUUUAGCCCGGGGCCUAUUUAUUUAUUUUUUUUUGUACAUUUUUCGUGCAACGCGCUUUUCUUUCCGGACAAGCAGACACCCGUGCCAGAGUUCACGCUCCACACUCCUCCUCGCCUCGGCAUCAUCGUACUACAAACACUACCACACUGUCGUUAAACUUAAUCAAGCAGUAUCUCUUUUCAAUUUUCUCAAUAUCUAGAUAAAUAAUUGCCAAAUCAAUCGUUGUACACGUUACAAUUUUGGGUUGUUACGCGCAUUGGGUAUCGCAUAGCACGCGACAAUCGGCCCUAGGAUUACUACGAUGUGUACUUUUUGUUUUUUGUGUUGGGUCUGUCUAUUAAAAUACGGACAAAAACGUAGGAAAAAUCGGAAAGUUAUAACGGCAAUAACGAUUCCGUUUUUCUUUUGAUAUUUUAAUUUAUAAAUAUUAUUUUUGUUUCAGAAAACAAAAAAUGUUCGACCAUCCGCCGACGUUGCGAUUAUCGGCGACAAUCGUCCCGGUAACGCUGGUACUGCUGCUGUUAACCAAAGAAUUGUUAUGUCUGCCGGCGCAUUCGAAAACCAUAGUAUUAGAAGGUACGUAAACCGUUAAUAUUAUAAUAUAGGAUUACAAUAUAAUAAUAUCCAUUCAUUGAAUAAAACGCUGCAUCUGAACAGAUACAUAUGAAAUCGGAAAUCGACUCCCUUAAUUAUAAAGUGAAUUGAAAAUCCUCGAGCGGGGAACGCCGUAAUAAUAUUAGACGUAUGAUGUUUUUAAUGUGUCGCGAGCCCAUCGUAUACUAAAAUUAAAAUCGUUCUCUGAUGAGAAAAACGUACGAAUAUAGACUAUAAUAUAGGUACUCGUGCAUGAAUAAUAUAUUUGAGUAUUAUAAAAAUGAAUUCAUACGUCAGAAGAAGACGAGAAAAAGGGGUAUAUUAGUCACGGUAUGUUUUCUAAGGAAACGUGCGCACAUAUGUUUUUUUUAUACUUCAUAUGUACGAGUAUGAUUCAUUAAUGUCAUCAACAGUCAGAGAUACCGCGCGCCAUCGUCUCCCUGCAACAGACCUUUAUCGUGGCGUCUUAUAUUAUAUCAUAUCCAUAUUAUAAUAUCUGUCAGAUUAAUAUUACCAGUGGCUUGCGCAGGGUGUGGGAGAGGUAAGGGGUUAUGUUCAGUUAUUUGAAAAUACAAAAAAAAAAAAAAAAAAAUGAUUAAUAUUUAUUCGGUAAUUUAAUCUUGAAAUGUAUACAUUUCAACCGGAUUACAAAGAAAAACUUGAUCGACUACAAAUUGGCUUUUUAACAUCAGGCUUUCGAAAUGCCAAUAGUCGAGUUAGAGAAGAUUUUACGAUUUCUUUAUUAUUAUAAUGCGCAUAUUCCCCUCCCGUUCAGAACGCAAGGUCAUUUCACUGAACAUUACAAUCGACUCUCCUCUCAAUUAGUGGCAAUAUAGUGCAGUUUACAUUUUUCGAUAAUCCAAAACAAUCGGGGUACGCGAUGAAACGCAGUCUGCAGGGCCGGAGUAGAAAUCCCGGAUGAACGAAGAUAUUCUUAUGUUUCGAAAAAACUUUUCGCAAGAAUCACAGACGGCGUAUAUUAACAAAAAAACAUAAUACAUUUUACGCGUAACUAGCGCCGAUUCGCGUACUAUUCAUACAUAUAUAUGUAUAUAUUUAUUGGCAACGGUCCCUGCAGUUAUUAUCGUGCAGCGUUUUUUAUAUAUACAAUCUAAUAUGCGGUUUAAUAGACCGGAGUCGAGACAAAAACGAAAUUCCACUGCACGGAAAAUCGGAAGUCGGCCGUAAAAACAUAGUAAUACUUAUCAAGUCGAAUCGUCUCGUCUAGUGUAACGUGCAUACCGCAUAAAAAAUACUGAAGUAUACACGAUCGCGCGUUUAUGUUUCGUUAGAAAAUUUCGAUCCGUACGCGCCAAAGGUAAGUCGGCAAUGACCUUUGGAAUGCGUCCAGAAACGGGUGUUGUGCUGCGCGUAUGCGCAGGAAUUACGUGACCGUUUGGUUUUUUUUUUUUUUUUGUGCGACAACGUAUAACUCUGGUAUACACUUAACUCCUAUUUCGGAGAGGAUAUAUUAUUUUUGAUUUUAAAAAAUAAAAACCGUUUGAAGUUUAUACCAUUGGUAGACAAGAGUGAAGGCCACUGUUGUAGGCAAGUGAUUAAGAAGGUGUAUAGGACUGCAGUGUUUCUCAAUUGUUUUAAUGCUACCGCUUUUUUGAAGAUCAAACGAAUUUUCUACGUCCCCUAUGUAACGUGGAAAUCCCAUAAUUAUAUGUAUAGGAAAGAGAAGGAGGCAUCUAAAAUUUAAAUAAAAAAUUUAAAUAAAAAAUUUAAAUGACCAAUGAAAAAAUAUAAAUAGUACACUUUACAGUUGUCUUUAUUGAAGAUAAUUAAAAAUCAAAUGAAUAACCACAAAAGAACUAAAUUUCGUUUCAUAAAUGAAACAUGCAGAAUUUUCGCAUUUUAUGCAGAAACUCGCUUCUACCGUCCAAACAUACUUACUACCCCCCCCUACUGUCAAAAACGAGUUUACCGUCCCAUAAUAAUUCUCCAACGAGCUUCUGAGUAGUUUAUCGACCAUGUUGGGAAUCACUUGUAUGGAUACAGAAAAAUGUAUUUUAAAUAAACCAAUAUAAACGAAAAACGAUUCUGAGCGGAACAUACCAGUCAUGUUCUUUUCUCCUGUCACCGAACUCUUGAAGAGUUAAAAAAAUUUGAUCUAGGAGGAAAACUGUCGAAAACGCAUCAUUUAGGUAUUGGACAUUUUGAAAAGUUUUUCUACUUAUAUUGUCAAGCGAAUUAUCCGCACCAAUCAAAAUAAUAUGGCAUGAACAAUUUGAAGAAAUUUUACAUUGUUUUAUGAAAAAAAAAAACAACAUUCAUCUCCGUAAAACACGAACAGCUUUUUCGUUUGAAUCGGAAAAAAAAAAAAUGUUAAAACAUCCCAACCAAAGAAGUGAUAAUAUAUAAUUAUUAUUUCGCUUGGCGUUUAUGUUUUUAUACAUGUUUUAGAACAUAACGUGGUGCGUACUAAAUAAUCGAAAUCGACCUCGAACGAGCCUCGUUCUGGUAUUCGAAUGAUGCGAUUUGUUUUUUUUAUUUUUUUUCAUGUGCGUGUAGAUGACCUUUUCGCGGAGGGACUCGACUAGAAUUUUUUAAGGUGUAAACACGCGUGGCACGCAUCGGCUAGAGGUGACGGUUAAAAAUAUAAACUAAUAUAAUAUCGCCGGCAACGAGAAAAUUUCAAACGACUGCACGAUUUAUGUGAGCCAGUUUACUAUUUUUAAUGUGCAGUGGUACAACAAAUGUAUGAUUACAUAUAGGCAGUUAUAAUUACUAUUUUGUAUUUUAAUGAGUAUACCGAUCCGGCACAAGUUCCGAGUCUAAAUAAGGGGUAUUAAAUUAUUAUACCGCAUAGUAUAACUAUAUAACUAUAUUAUUUAAACACAAACACACACAUAUAUAUAUAUAUAUAUAUAUCUCGUAUAAUAAAAUAUACAAGUUUCCCUCGGUUUUUUUUUUUUCAAUUCCGUCACCUAAUAAUAUACUUUAUAAUUUUUACUUUAGUGUAACUUAAAAACAUUUACCGCGCGAGUAUACGAAUAAUACCGCCGUAAAAAAUGUUUAGAUAUUGAGUACCUGAACUUAAAAGCAAUACAACUAUCACAGGUUCCGAAAACCGUAGUUUUCGGAAAACCAAAAGAUCUGGAAAUGGCCAGGAUCGGGGUUUUCGUGUACAACGAGGAGAUCCAAAAUAGAUUUUUUUUUUUUUUUUUUAUACAAUUCAGACUGAGAACAUUUUUUUAUUUUAGCAGCACAAAUUUGGGCUUACACACAAAGAAAACUAAACUGUACAUACUGUAUAUUAACGACAAUAAUAAUUUAACUACCGCAUAGUUAACUCAACAUAUUAUACAACACUAUCAAUCAAUAUCAUAAUAGAGUAAAUCAAAUAUAAUAAAUUGACUCGCCGAGAAUAUAAUUUUAUUCUUUAAGAGUUUAUUCGGUUUCAACGAUCAAUAUUAUAUUAUAUAUUAUAUAUCAAUAUUAUAUCAAUAUAAUAUUAUAUUUAUGGUUUUCAAAUUUUAAAGUGCGCUUUUUUUUUCUCUCAGUCUAAUAUUAGAAGCCGUUUUUACACGUUUUUUAUUUGUUUUAGACGAGUCGAAUGUUUUAACAGCCAUAGAAGGCGAUCGUUUGAAAAUAAAAUGCGAUUAUUCGGACGCCGUUAAAAUUAACACGGCUCAAUGGUCAAAAGAAUCGGAAGACGACACGGUGUUUGAUCCGCCAAACAUUUUGACGAAAAAAUCGCAGUGGUAUAUCAUAAUAUUAUUCAAUACCUGACGAUAAAAUUGCAUACAUAUAUUCGUACCAUACUCAUCCGGUUUUUUUUUUUUUUUUUAUGGGAACGAUCGUAUUUUAUAGGUUGCAUUUCAAAAACGUAAAACAUUCGGAUCACGGGCGAUAUUCCUGUUUGCUCGGCGGUUCCACCGAUACCGGGACGUUCUCGAAAUGGCGCAAUUUCACGUUGAUCACGUACAAAAGGUCCGAAGCAGCCGCGAGCGGCAAACAGUUAAAAAUGACCGCGCCCCAGAGCCUUUCGCACCGCAAAGACGGAGUCAAACCGAAAUUCAUUAACAAACUGUUCAUGGACAACCACGUGGUGAUGCUGAUAGACGAUAGCCGAACACUGAGUUGCCCUGUCGAGAGUAAGUAUCCACAUAACAAAGCGCGUAUGCAAAUUUCAUAAUUAUAAUUUUCACGUACGACUUCUGAAGACUGGAACGCAUAAUAAAUUAUGAUUCGUGAAAAAUUCUUGAAAAAUAAUGUACCAAAUCUUGAAUUGCGAUUUUCAGUACAAGUCCCAUCUCGAGAUCUUUAAAUUUUUAUUUUUCCACUUUUCUUCGGUGCACACUACAGUGCCACACAUCGGUAUAUACGUAAAAUAAACCGAUAGUCUGUGACCGAGACGAGUCCCAUAUCUAUCUGGUUUCAAUAACGUUGGAAAACGUUUGACUUCCUGGAUUAAAUUUCGAAAAGAAAAUCUCAUCACAAUUAGCUAUGAGAUCUUUUGGGAAUCGUUUGAUAUAUAAUCUCAAUUUUGCGCAACUUCCCUUAUCAAAACGAAAAUAGUACGAUGAUUCAUUUUUUUUUUAAUGUUCUUUUGUGUUUACAAUUUUCAUUUGAGAAAUUCGGAAAUUCGAAAUUUUCUAUUCACUUACAUUAAUAUAUAGUUCAUACUUAAUAAUAUUACUGUUUACUGUAGGCAUGUCUCCGGUAGUGUUUUUAUGGUAUAAAAACGACGACGUGCUACUCUUCGAAGGCAGCGGAGAACACAAUUAUACGUUGAACAGAGUGAAAAUGUCGGAUACGGGAAAUUACACGUGCGUGGUGAAAAACGAUUUCGGUUCCGUGCAGCACAAGUUCAACGUCGAAAUUUUCGGUAAAACAAUAACAAAUAAUUCAAUUUAUAUCAAUAUAACUGGUACAUGUAAACUCGUGAAAAUUAUUAUUGUUAUUAUAUUUACCUAUUACCAUAAUUUGUUUAGCGGACCGAAAUAAAUUGCCAAUUUUGGUCGAAUACCCGCAAAAUCUGACGCUAAAACCGGGGGACACGGCAUGGUUCGCUUGCAAGACUUUCGACAUGCACCGCACGGAAAUCGAUUGGUAUUUUUUGAACGGCAGCAAUCCGCAGGAAAUUAAACCCGACGAUCUUCAACUGUACAAAAAGAUAAUCAACCACAACACAGUGAGUCCGAUAAAAAUAUUUAUUUUUUUGUUACUUUAACUUUUAAUUAUAAUAAUUAUAUGAAUAUCAGCUUCUUCUUCAACUUCUGGCGUUGCUGCUCUCCAAGAAUUUUGUUCGCCGUUACAAUAUCACGGCACCUGUCUCUAUAUAUACUUCCUCUCAAUUUAUUAUACAUACCCAACGGUCUUCUUUUAUGCCAUCUAUCUAUUUUUUGGGGAGGCCUUUUAAUUUUUUUUUUUUUCGUAAUAUCAUUAUGUUCCACAUGAAUACAGUCAAUUUUUUUUUUCAUUUUGUGUAUAGGUGAAAAUAUUUAAUGGCGUAUUAAUAUUAGAGAACAUAACAGCCGACGACGCCGGAUGGUACGCUUGUUAUAUAAACGGGACUAAAACUCGUAUAAUGACCGGGGCCAAAUUGAUCGUGGACAAAAGUAUGACGUGCACUGACGUUAACUGAUAACAUUAUAUUACAAUAUAUUAACUGCUGUAUUUCCAUUUUAGAUAUCGACGUCAAUGACCCGCAAGACUCGGGAGUCGACGUAGAAGACAGCGAGGUGAUUGAAAACCCGCGAAAAAUCGGAUAUUACAACGCGACGGAAAAUUCCACGAUCCCGAAAUUUGUGAAAUUCGAAAACAUGCACAAAUUUAUGGCAAAACCUGCGGGAAACAUGUUGAAAUUGAAAUGCGCGGCUGAAGGUAAAAAAAAUAAUAAUAAUAGCUAAAUUUUCAAAUAGUAAACGUAUAAAAUAUACGCGAAUUGUUGCGUUUUAGUUGCCUACGUGAUGAUAAGAUCAUUUUUUUCUUUCUUUUUAUAAUCGUGUAAAUACCUACGUAAUAAUUAUUUAUAGGUAACCCGUUACCAAACAUCACGUGGUACAAAGACGGAGUCACGCCGCUGCAACGGACGCUGGGAGUGGUUAGGUACACGAACUGGGCUAUAGUUUUGGAAGACCUGGUGACGACGGACUCCGGUAAUUACAUGUGCAAAGUGUGCAACGAAAACGGAUGUAUCGAUUUCACGUACAAAGUCGACAUAAUCGGUAAGUCCGGAGAUGAUUCAAAUAAUAUUAUUAGAAAACAUUUUUUUUUUUGUUUUUCUUAAGUCUUAUUUAUUACAAAACACUAACGAUAUGAUAAUCAUCUUCCCCUCCCCCUAUAAAAAAAAAAAAAAAAAAAAACAGAGAGAUUCCCGCAUAAGCCCUACAUAAAAGAAGGGCAACCGCAUAAUGUUACCGCGCUGGUUCACACCGACGUGUUGUUCGAGUGUACGCCGUUGGCCGACCUCGAGCCGUACAUGCAAUGGUAUUAUCACAACGCCAAUGUCGGCAACGUUCACAACGGAAAUCUAGAAAACGGCACCGUCAUACAGGUACAUUACGGAAUGGGCCCAAAAGGUUUUGUUUUUUUAUUUUUUUUCGGACACCGGUGAUGGCAUGCAAAUAUACCGCGGUGGUGAGGUGAAAUGUUCGCCGCGGAUGGCGAUUUUCGGGGCUUAUAAUUAUAUGUCUGCAGAAUGCGAUGCGCAUACUAUUAAUAUUUGUAUUUAUUUUAUGUGUUCUUGGGCAUAUGGAAGCUAUUUAUUGAUUAAAACCGAAACUAUAUAAUAAAUACAUUGCAUACGUUAUCUUAUGUGUUUUACCGUGUAUUUUUUUGUUUCAUAUCAUAUUCUAGAGCGUUUGCACCAUCGUCCGGUAUUUACAGAGGCUCCACAAAAUCUUACGUUGGUGUUAGGUGGUUCUGGGGCUUUGGCGUGCAAGGUGUUGUCGGAUUUGCAUCCAUACAUCCAAUGGUACACCGGAGAAAUACCGACGGUGGAGAAUGCCGACAAUUUAGAUAUUAAAAACUUAGAAAAAACCAUGGUGAAGGUCAAGGUACGCUUGGGCGAAACUGGAGCUUUUUAAAUCUAACACAGUGAUAUUACUAUUAUAUAAUAUAUGCUUAAACGAUAUUUUAACAUUUGGAUUUUUUCGCUUAAUACUAUUUCAUAAAUCGGGUCAAUUUAUGCGUGGUUAAUGGGAUAUGCAUGCACACGUGCACUGUAUCUACAAUAAUCCGAACGGUAUCUGACCGUGCAUUCGUCUCUAUUAUAUUACAGGACGCCGAUCUCCACGAAGGGUAUCCAGAAACCCUUCUAGUGUCCAAUGUCACGCAUUUGAACGAAGGUUGGUACACGUGCGUGGUCGGCAACAGUUUGGGCGUGAGCUUCGCUAGCGCUUAUCUGAAAGUCGUAGACGGUAAGUUGUGAACCAGAAUGGAAGGUCGAUUUUGAAUUUCGUGCUCAAUAUAAGCGUCGAUAAAUAUUGUUUCAGAGUUGGAAGAACCGGUGAAAAUUAAAGCUCUUCAAUUGCAAACAUAUCAAUUGGCCGCACUGGCAAUCGGUUUCGUACUAGUUAUAGCCGUGUGCGUUGUGAUGCUGGUGUGCAGUAAAAGGAAGCGAGAGAAACUAAAGGAAUUGGUAGCGAGAGAAUCGGCCAGAAACGCGAUGAUCACUCAAUGGACAAAAAAAAUUAUCAUCGAAAAACAGCAAAUGGCCGACGCAAGCGAACCUUUGGUAUGUAAAAAUAUACAAUUUAUAUACAACAUUAUAUUUAUUUUUUGUAUUAUUAUACACGUCCAAAUCACUAUUUUGUAGAUACAAAGAAUUUAUAAUAAAAAAAAAGCGUGUUUAACGGUUUUUUUUUUUAAAAAAUUAUUAUUUCAGUUAAUGCCCGUGGUAAAGAUUGAAAAACAAAAGAGUAAAUACACGAAAUUGGAUCAAACGUGUCUGUCCGAAUACGAGCUGCCUCUCGAUCCUUGUUGGGAAUUUUCGAGAGAAAACUUAUCGUUGGGCAAGACUCUCGGAGAAGGUGCUUUCGGUAAAGUUUUACGCGGCGAAGCCGACGGUAUUUUAUGCGAGAACGUAACCACCACAGUAGCAGUAAAAAUGUUAAAAGGUAAGUAAAUAAAUAACACUACUAGUGCUGUUGUUUUAUUUUUUUAAAUUUUAAAUACAUACCCAUUAUUUUAUACUUCAUUGGUAUGAUUAACAGACGGACACACCGAUACCGAAAUGAUGGACCUCGUAUCCGAAAUGGAAAUGAUGAAAAUGAUUGGCAAACAUGUGAACAUCAUAAACUUACUCGGAUGUUGUACCCAAGACGGGCCGUUAUACGUGUUGGUGGAAUUUGCUCUGCACGGCAAUCUCAGGGAUUUCCUGAGACAGCACAGGCCGUCGUCGGGCUACGAACCGGCCAUCGGGUCAAAUCUAAAGGACACUUUGACGCAAAAAGAUCUCGUCUCAUUUGCGUAUCAAGUCGCCAGAGGAAUGGAGUAUUUGGCGUCCAGAAAAGUGAGCACAAUCAUUUGUACAAUCAUAAGUAAAUGCACUGUGUUUACUCGUAUAAUAAUAUACUAUGAAUUAUAAUGUUGACGAAUGGCAAACAAAAAAACGUAUAUAAUUAAAAAAAAAAAAAAAUUACUUACUUGUAAACAAUUUUAUUAUAUUGGUACUCACUGUCGUUAUUUUGCAAUAUUACAGUGUAUUCAUAGAGAUUUGGCCGCGAGAAACGUAUUGGUAAGCGAAGACUUUAUAAUGAAAAUCGCGGACUUUGGUUUGGCCAGAGACAUUCAAAAUCAAGAAUACUACAGAAAAACUACCGACGGCAGAUUGCCCGUCAAGUGGAUGGCUCCGGAAGCUCUAUUCCAUAGAGUGUAUACGACUCAGUCCGACGUGUGAGUAACAAUUAAUUGAAUGACAACUGUGAAGAAAUAAAAAACCAAAAGUGUACAAAACACUCAUAACAAAAUGGGUAUAGAGCUGAUAAAUAUGUCGAAAUAGGAAAACUCUGCAUCAAUAAACUCGCAUAGAAACAUAAUAUAAAUUCACAUACCCACGUGUUCGAUUCAAUCCAUGAAAUAUUAUCAUUACCUAUAUUUAAAACGAAAUUCGGGAGGACGUUAUUCAAGCGCCGAAAACGAUUUGAAAGCCUAUUGACUGGGUACGGAAAUCGUCUGUAUUGCAUCAUAUACCGAUACUACAUCGUCGCCGUAAUGCCAAAAGUACCAAGCGACCUGCAAGCGAUUUAAAAAUUAAAAUUUGUUCAAAUUAAAAUUCUAUUCGAUUUGUAUUUCAAUCGAGAAUUACGUGUAGAAUGGUUACUAGACUAUUUCCGAUAUCACUUAUCGGACUCAUUUUUUUUUCUACACAAUACGUAGGGAUAAAAUAAACGAUUUAUAAAUGUGGUUUUACGCUUGAUCGCAUUUUGCACGUGGUCACUUCUGUCACGGCGACGACGAAGUAGGUAUUAUGGAAUCUAUACAAACGGACGAAAAACGAUUGGGCCCAAAACAAACAAAACACCCGAAGGACAUUCGGCCACUUCUUUCUGUGCGUGCGAAUCCGGGAAGACCGGCGAAUAACACAAUAGUAUAGGCACAGUCGAAAUAUCCGACAUAUUAUCAUGUAUGUGGCCACACUCCCGAAAUCCCGGUUAAAAAAACCAUUACCUUAAAUGCCUGAUCCGCCAUUUUCGUUGUCCCUCGUCGUAAUGGCGUAUGAUUGUUGUUUGUUCUACAGAUGGUCCUACGGUGUGCUGUUGUGGGAAAUCAUGACUCUGGGCGGUACGCCGUAUCCUUCCGUGCCCAACAUGGAACAGUUGUUCAACCUGCUGCAGAGCGGACACCGCAUGGAGAAACCGUCUUGCUGUUCGCUGGAAAUGUAAGCGCGCGAUUUUAAUUAAUAUUCGUUUAUUCGUAAACGCGCCCUUCCCGUGUAUUAUACACAAUUUUACGGAACUGCGAAAAUACAAUUGAAAUAGCGCAUUUUAACGUACGGAAUGAUGCGCGAGAGUCUCGUCGCGCUCUUCGCAGAGCCGGACUAAUGCGCAACGGAUUAGCGGACGACCGCCUCUGCGGGGGGGACCCUUAGUUAUACACUAACAAUUAGCAGCUUUACGACUUAUUAACAAAAAUGCGACGAGGACGGCCGUUACCAAGAACAUGCCAGCUUUCGGGUGAUCCGGAGCGUAGCGAGGGUUUUUCAUCGGUUUUACUAUUAUGCGUGUGAAUAAUUGUAUGUAUCCCAACUGCCCGACUACCCAUCAACAACCCGUUGUUGAUGGGUUAUACCCGUCUCCGAUAUUAACUUUUUCGAAGUUUUUAUUUUUCGUGCACGAGAGCAACUUUUCUACCAGCAAUCUAGCUCCGAAGUACCAAGCUCCUUGUCUGUAAGUUAAUUUUAUCGAGUUGGCGCGUUGGGGAGGUUUUUUUUAUUUUUUUUUUUUAUUUUCAAAGAGGUUUUUAAAACAGCCGGAAAAAAUAAAAAAAUACGAUUUUGAAAAUUUCUAAUUUUGAAAAUUUUUACAAAAAAAUAUUGCUCCGAUAACGCUCCGGUAACUUUAUGACAGCCCCACCGAAAUACCGUUCCCCGUAAAUUGCAUAAUAGAUACUUUUACCGUAAACGAAGCCAGUUUUACUCAUUCUGCGCGAGCAUUGUUUUUGCGCGCGGUUGCCCGGUAGUUGGACCGGGACAGCCGAUGCGGGUAUAACGCGUACGCUCGAGUUUUCGAACGGUCUCCCGCUCCCUUGCCCCCGUUCCCCCCCCCAUCUCCCCCCGGUAACCGAUCGGCCAUACUAAUAAAAAUCGUGUUACGACUUUGGCACGCCGCAGAUACAUGAUAAUGCGGGACUGUUGGAGUUACCAUCCGAACGAGAGGCCGAUGUUCGACGAGCUGGUGGAGAGCCUCGACCAGAUACUGUCGGUGACGGCCAACCAGGAGUACGUGGACUUCGGGCUGCCGCAGCUGGACACGCCGCCCACCAGCCAGGAGUCGUUCGACGAAAACGAUUUGGUCAACUUCGCCGUAUGAAGAACGCGCGUUACGGGCGCCCAUCCCGCAGCCUGCCCCGAUCGCCGUCGCGAUAACACACCUAACCUAAUCAUAGGCACCUACCUACUGUAAAACCGUACGGCGGUAUUUACAAAAUUUUCGUUUGUGUUUACGCGCGUCAUGUUAACGGCCGGAAAAAUAUUCCGGGGGCUGCGGGAACGCAACGGUUCCCGAAAGAAAUGCACAAAAAAAAAAAACGAAAAAACAAAUAUGCAAAUAUUACCGUACAUCCGUCGGGACACCUAAAUCCCCGAAAUAGCGUUGCGCGCCCGCGAGUUGUCGCGCGACUGCGCCAGUCAAGUUUCCGGUCGUCGAGAGGAUGUGGGCGCGAACAGAGGGACAACGGGAUCCCGUUCGGCGGGACCGAAUCGCUUUUCGGCGGUUUCGUCUCGAAAAACCGUAAAUUCCUAUUUAAUAAAGCGAGUCGAAUUUCUCGUUUGCGCCUACGCAGACCACCGGGGUCGAGUAGGUACCUAUUCAAUUUUGUAAAUAAAAACAACCGCCCAAAUUAUAAAUUAUUAUUGUUCUUUUUUUGUUGUACAGCUGAUAAUCGUAUCGCGUUGUUUGUAAAUAUAUUCAAAAGUUUCGUUAUUAUUAUUAUAAUAAAAUAGCUACCUACGAAAACGUUGUUCGAAACGUAAGUUUACAAGUCCAAGUACCUAUAUUAUGUAUUUAUUUAUCGUGAUUUACCUACGCGACAAUACGGCUUCCCUAUGAUAUUUAUAUUUUAUACUUAUGAACAAAAUACAACCGUCGAUUGAAAUCGACCGCGGCGAGUACGCCGGGACUGAAAACGGAGCGCUAUUAUAACAACAAUCCGGAAAGCGUGUGUCCGGUCUGCAGUUAGAUGUACGCCCGGGAGCUAAAAACAAAAAAAUAACCGUAGUCCGGUAAAUACUGUUACCAUAUCUUUUUUGGAUUCCGGCAGUCGUAUUGUUUCUCCGACAAUUUUUGUUCGUAAAACGAAAGUUUGGUGGUUUUCAGCACAUCAUCUCACACGCUGUAUUUUUUAAUCAUAAAAAAAAAAAAAAAAUAAUAAUAAUAAUAAUAAUAAUAAUAUUUAGAUAUAAGAGACGUCUAGUCAAAAGUGUUUUAUACCUAUAGUGUAAUAUUAUUUUAUCGAUCGCCCGAUGUUCAUUAUAUUUUGUACAUUCUAUUACAUAAUAAACAUUAUAAUUUAUUAUUAUUAUUUUAUCGAAGGAAAAAAUGUGAAAAUUAUAUCUGUUAAGCGUUAUUAAACAUAUUCUAUAAGGAUUUUUUUCAUUUUGUAUUGGUAUAAUAUCAUUAUCAUACAACAAAUACUUUUACCGUGUAAACAUUUUGUUGUAUUAUCUAAAAAUUACAGUCAUCAAAAACAAUAUACAUUACGGUAUACAAUUAUUACUUACCUACCUAUUUAUCAACCUGGUUUAUAAUUUAUGGCAGUAUGUCAUAGUUUGUUCUUUUCCGCAGGGACGAAACUCUCAUAAUUUUCAUGGAAUACUUCCAAACAACACUGGCAUUGUCUCAUCCAAUAAAUCCUAACAAUAUUUGAAAUUAAUAUAAUGUAUUAUUAUGCAGUACGCAGGUAGGUAGGUACCAAAUACUAAAAAAAAAAAAAAAAACAACAAAAGUGUUGAAGAUUAAUAAUAAUUAGAUAUUGCUGUUUAUGCAAACAAAAACUUCUUUUCAAAUAUUUGGUAUCUACUCAUCAAUAAAACAAUAUGAUUAGAAUAAAUUAUUCGUAUUCCAAAUAGGUGGACAAAUCAAUUUGUCUAUAUUCUUGACCUACGUAACAACCAUGUUGAAUGGUAAGUAUUUUAUUAGGUGGACAAGUCGGG